GUGGGGUCCCGGCUGUGGACCUGGUCUGCCUCUCUCCUGCCGACCCUGCACAGUGCCCAGCUUGGUGAGCCCUGCUGCAGGUGUGGAGCUGGGGCUGCCCAGGCGCUCUGACAAGGAAAGGCAGGUGGAGCCCCGGAGCCAUGGGCAGUGUCCUCGGUGGAUGGGGGAGAGGGUCCCUGAACUCUGGCUGCUUAUUGCUCGCACUGACUCUUACUUUCUGAUCUUGUUUUACUGGGUCUCUGUCCCUUGGCUGGUUUUUCAUCUUUUUCUUUGUUUUCUUUUGAGACAGUCUCUCUUUGUCCCCCAGGCUGGAGUGCAGUGGCACGAUGAUCUCAGCUCACUGCAACCUCCACCUCAUGGGUUCAAGGGAUUCUCCCCCCUCAGCCUCCCAAGUAGCAGGGAUUACAGGUGCCCACCAUUGCACCCGGCUGAUUUUUGUAUUUUUAGUAGAGAUGGGGUUUUACCAUGUUGACCUGGUCUUGAACUCUUGACUUCAGGUGAUCUGCCCACCUCAGCCUCCCAAAGUGCUGGGAUUACAGGUGUGAGCCACCAUGCCCGGCCAGGUUUUUCAUCCUUUAAGCCACGGAUUUUCCUUUUAUUCAGGCGGAUAAGAAAACACGUUCAAAUGUUUUGUUUUCAGGCUGGGCUGAAAGCCCACGAGGAUGGCAGUUAUGAUGAAAUAUGGGGAGCAGCAGGUCCUGUGGAGCCCCUUCCCUCUGGUGUGGUCAGACAGAGGGCCUCUCCCAGGGCAGAGGCUGCCCAGUCCUGUCUAAUGCUGAACUGGGUGCUGUGGGCUCUGAACACACAGGGUAGGGGGAAACUCGAGCAUCCUCAGAAAAGCACUGGGUGGAGCCACCUUUCCCCAAAUCGGGGGCUGUGCUUGGGCCUGGGGCGUGCUGAGGGAGGCCUUGUCUUUCCCCAGCGCCUGGCCUGUCUGUCCUCAGACUGUGGAGAGGAGUGGAUUUAAUCCCAGCCAGGAUGGUGGGGUCUGCCCAGAGGUGCCUCACACCCACUAGUCUCUGCACAUACGUGGGUGCUGACAGGUAGCUGGGGUUCAGGUCAUGGCACUGACCUGGGGAGUGGCCAUCCUGGAGCUUUUCAGAACAGUUCUUCCUGCACUGGGCACCCCAAGGGAGCCGAGGUGGAUGCCUCUGAGGGGCUAAGAAGCCAAACCCAGGAGCUCUUGCACCCUGGGUGGGACCAGCCCUGGGUUCUGGACAGAAUCUUGGGGCUGGGUGCACCUGUAUGUCUGUGCCUAGGCAGCUCCUGCGGUCAGGAGGGAAGCCAUGCUGGAGGUGCCAAGAGGAGAGCGGGUCCUUGGGGGCAGCUUCUGCUGUUGUCUCUUGUUUGGGGAGAUUCCUGUGCCCAGUGGGACAAGAGGGAACUGCAGCUCGUGGGGUGCAGUGUGGGGGGCAGGUGGUGGGUUCGGCCCAGCCCAAAUCCCCCAGGGGCUCCCUGGCAUCUCUGUGCAGCUUCUAUUUGGAGGCAGCGUUAAGACGAAUCGUGAUAUUGAAAACCCUGUGUGGUUUGCCUGGACUCACAGCUUUUGAGGAUAAUGGAAGCAGGUGUGUUUAAUUUAAUUGGAGCUGUAAGUAGCUCCAGCGGAAUAAAAGCUGAGGCUGUUCCCCCUCAACCGCUCGUUGACAAAGGCUGACCUGGAUGAUGUUGGGCUGUGAUCAUUCUCAGACAUUUUUCUCUCCAGCCUUGACUUGCCUCCAAGACGUGGAGUCGUCUCAACAUCAUAUCCAGAUAAUGACUGUGGAUUCUUUGGAAGAGAAAAGCAAUUUCAAUGUAAAUACACAUAUCCAGGCCUUGAUUUAUAGAAACAGACACUAUUUGAUGUUUUUCUACAGUGCACUGAAGGUCUAGAAAAUAGCAAAGCCGGUGGUGCCUAAUCGUGGAAAACUGCUUUGCGUGGCAGACGGGGAGUGAUAGAAGUGUUCCCGCACUGCUGGCUCAGAUUUAUUGUUGCCAUGGUGACUGGGUUAGCCCGUGGCUGGCAGGCCAGGGGUGCAGCAGCCCAGGGUGCAAGGGGGGUGGCUGCGAGUCCAGAACAUUCUGCCACCAGCCGCAGGGGCUCUUUCUCUCCCUCUGGCAUGCUCUCUUUCUUUCCCCCUCUCUUUUCUUAAGAUACAUGUAGGAAUAUAUAAUCUUAUCAAGCUUGGAUAUGUUUUUAAAAUGUCCAACAGACCUUGUUAAUAAAAAGAAAGUCAAAAGAUAAACAUACAGUCUCACACCCAUCAGGAUUGCCGCUAUUAAAAAAGCCUGGGCCGGGCGCGGUGGCUCACGCCUGUAAUCCCAGCACUUUGGGAGGCCGAGGCGGGUGGAUCAUGAGGUCAAGAGAUCGAGACCAUCCCAGUCAACAUGGUGAAACCCCAUCUCUACUAAAAAUACAAAAAAUUAGCUGGGCACGGUGGCGUGUGCCUGUAAUCCCAGCUACUUGGGAGGCUGAGGCAGGAGAAUUGCCUGAACCCAGGAGGCGGAGGUUGCGGUGAGCCGAGAUCGCGCCAUUGCACUCCAGCCUGGGUAACAAGAGCGAAACUCCAUCUCAAAAAAACAAACAAACAAAAAAUCCUGAAAAUAGGUGUUGGUGAGAAUGUGGAGAAAUUGGAGCAGUUGUGCACUGCUGAUGGGAAUAUAAAAUGGCAUAGUUGCUGUGGGAAACAGUAUGCUGGUUUCCUAGAAAAUUAAAAAUAGAGUUGCUGUAUGCUUCAGCAGCUCCACUUCUGGGUACGUACCCCAUAACACAGGAAGCAGAGGCUUGAGCUGUUUGCACACUCACGUUUGUAGCAGUUAUGCACAGCAGCCAAAGGCGAAAGCAGCCCGGUGUCCGUUGAUGGGCAAAUGGAUAAGUGAGGCGUGGUCCAUCAGUGUCGUGGAAUGGUACGCAGCCUUGAAGAGGAAGUGUGUGCUGGCACCUGCUGCAACAUGGAUGGACCUUGAGGAGGUUAUGCUGAGUGAAAUCAGCCAGUCACAAAAGGACAAAUAUUAAAUGAUUUCACACCUGUGACAUACCAAGGGUAGCCAAGUUCAUAGAGACAGAAGGUAGAGUGAGGGGGCCAGGACCUGGGGGACAGUCGGGGUGUCAGUGUUUAAUCGGUAGAAUUUCAAUUUGGGACAGUGGAAAAGUUCUGGGGAUGGAUGGUGGUGAUGACUGAUGGACAGCGUGAAUGUAAUUAAUGCCACUGAACUGUACACUUAAAAACGUCUAAGAAGGUAAACUUUAAUGUGACACAUAUUUUACCACAAUAUGGAAUUGAAACUAUGAGCUUACACGCUCUGCAUGUUCUUGUCUAAUGUAAGCAAGUGCUUCAGCUGUAAGGUUUUAGGCCAUUUCCCUCAGGAGGAAGUAGUGAUUGGAAACUUUAACGUGACCCCGGGAUCAAUUCCUUGGAAAUUCAUAACUCUGGAGUAAUUGUGGUUAUUACAGAAAAAACGACAAGGGUUCUGAAAAUGAUAGCUUAAGGUUAAGCAGUCACAGCUGGGCACAGUGGCUCACACCUAUGAUCCCAGUAUUUUGGGAGGCCGACGUGGGUGGAUCACAAGGUCAGGAGAUCGAGACUAUCCUGGCUAACACGGUGAAACCCCGUCUCUACUAAAAAUGCAAAAAAUUAGCUAGGUGUGAUGGCAUGUACCUGUAGUCCCAGCGACUUGGGAGACUGAGGCAAGAGAAUUGCUUGAACCUGGGAGGUGGAGGUUGCAGUGAGGUGAGAUUGCACCACUGCACUCCUGCCUGGCAACAGAGUGACACUCUUGUCUCAAAAAAAAAAAAAAAGGAUAAAGCAAUCACAUGAUCCUGGAACAGGUUGUAGAAAGAGAGUUUAGAUGCUGUUACAUGGGCAUACUAAAUAUGAGGAAAACAGGUUUCAAAGAAUUUUUAAAGCAGAUUUGAUUUCAUGGUUGAUAACUUUAAACAGGACACAUCAAAAACAGGUGGUAUGUCCUAAAAAUUCUAAAGUAUAAUGAUCAACUACUCCAUAAUAGAAAAAAGGAAAACACAUCUGUGAAGAUUGAAAAAGACCAUGCAUAUGUCAGGAAGUGAGCUGGUUGUUUUCACAAGCAGCUGGUGGGAGUGCAGCUGGGCGCAAUCCUAGUGGACACUGACUGGCCAGCACGUUCAUGCCACGUUAAGUGUGGUAGCCUGUGACCCAGCAAUCUGAUUUGUGAGAAUAUGCCCCAAGAAAAUAAUCCAUUACCCAAAAUACUAAAGAAAAGUUAAAGCGCAAAAAUGUUCUUUGCAGUGAUGUUGAUGUCAAUUUUAAAACAGUAGAUAGAUGGUUAAUAUUAAACAAAUGGGAAUGCUUCUUUAAAGCUAUGUUACGUUCACAUGAUUCAGAUGUUAAGCAGAUAUGAAAAGGGACUGUGCAAAAAGUUGUUAAUAACAUCAGAAAGUGCAGGUGGUAGAAAGUAAAUGAAAAACUCAGGAUCCAAAACUGUAUGUCUAACAUGAUGACAGCUAUGUGAAAAUGUGGAUAGCAGAAAAAGCUACAACACAUACACCAAACUGUGAAUAGUGGUUCUCUCUGGGUAGUGACUUUUAUUUUCUUCAUAUUUCUCUGGUUUUCCAGUAUUUCACAUGAACACAUUCCUGUUAGAAGAGAGGUGGGAAGGAGGCACGUGAAGGAAGCACCACUCCCUUUUAGCGCCAUCCCUAAAGACAGCCACCCAGAAAGGAGGGGAGGCCCCAGUGCAGGAGGGCACAGAGGUGUGGCUGAGCUUCUAGGAGUGCGUCAGGAUGACCACACCAUAGCACUGGAGCCCAGGGGCAGAAACCCUGACGUCCAGGAGGGCAAGAGGAGCGAGUCGCAUCUCUGCUUAGAGGGAGGUGGAAGAACAGUGACAGGUGCUGGAGGAAUGGCUCAACUAUACCCUGUUGGCUCAUGGCUUGUGGGUCAGGGCUGAAUUAUGCUGUGAUGACCCACAAGCCCUGCGCUCGGUGGCCCAGGUGACAUGGGCCUGCGGCCGCUGCAGGGUGUGUGCCUUCCCUCUGCAGGUGCCCUCCCGGGAUGUUGCCAGCUGGGGUCACAGCAACAGCUGCUGGGAGGGGUGGACUUGUGCUCAUGGCUCACUCUGCUGGCCACGUUGAUGGUGGGGAGGCUCUUCCUGCAGCCGACUCCCCGUGGUGGGCUCCCAGCCACAGCCUCCCCAUCUCCAACAGCAGCACCUUCUAUUCCAAGCCCUUUCUCCACUGAAGAGGGCAGAACGUCACCAGGAAAGGUGAUGUCUCUGACAGUGGAGUGUUGUUCGGCCGUGGAAAAGGAGGAAGGAAGCACCAGCGCAUGCUGAUGCGGAGGAGCCUGGGAAACUCUGUGCUCAGUGGAAGAAGCUGAGUCACAAAAUCACAGGGGGCAUGAGUUCAUUUAUAUUAAAUGUCCAGGAGGCCGGGCUCACAGGCUCAUGCCUGUAAUCCCAGCACUUUGGGAGGCCAAGGUGGGUGGAUCGCUUGAGAUCAGUUCACAAACAGCCUGGCCAACGUGGUGAAACCCCUUCUCUACUGAAAAUACAAAAAUGAGCUGGGUGUGCUGGUGCAUACCUGUAAUACCAGCUACUCUGGAGGUUGAGGCAGGAGAGUUGCUUGAACCUGGGAGGUGGAGGUUGCAGUGAGCUGAGUUUACACCAUUGCACUGUAGUCUGGGCGAUAGAGUGAGAAUCUGUCUCAAAAAAAAAAUAUUCAGGUGAGGUAAGUUGGUAGAGAUGGAAAGUAGGUUGUGGCUGCAUAGGGCCGGGGAAGGCGGCAGGGCAUGGGCAGUGAUGGCGGAGGGGCAAGUUUCCUUUGGUGGUGUUGAGAGGUUCUGAGGAAGAUGGCGGGUUGGUCGAGGAACCCUGAACAUUCAGAAAACCGUUGACUCCUACCCUUUUUUUUUUUUUUUUUUUUUACAGAUUCUUAGAUUCACAUUUACAGUAGACUCCUACACUUUUUUUUAAAGGCAGAGACUUGUUCUGUCACUGAGGUUGGAAAUGUGGUGGUACAAUCCUAGCCUACUGCAUCUUUGAACUCCUAGUCUCAAGUAAUCCUCUCUCCUCAGCCUCCCUAGUAGCUGGGACUACAAGCACACAACAUCAUGCCUGGCUAUUUUUAAAAUUUUUUGCAGAGAUGGAGUCUCACUGUGUUUCCCAGGCUAGUCUUGAACUCCUGACCUCAAGUGGUCCUCCCACCUUGGCCUCCCAAAGUGCUGGGAUUACAGGCAUGAGCCGCUGUGCCCAGCUAACUCCUAUACUUUAAAAGGCUGAAUUGUAUGGUAUGUGAAUUAUGUUUCAGUAAAGCUGUUUUUAAAAAGAAAAAAACUGAGGAUUGAGUGAAGCAAGGGGCUAAGCAUAGAUGAGGACUAGCGAAGGAAUUGUGCUUCCUUAAUAAGGGGUUACGUCCCUGACCCCACACAGAUGGACUUUCUCCCAGGACAUUCAACUCAACACAAAACAACAUGGUUGAAAAUGCUGGCUCCACCAUCUGGGCACAAAGCCAGAGGGAUAAGCACGUCUGUCUCAGAUUCGGGAGUUUUUCAAGCAAACUGUUGCCUCCCAGUGCAACAUAGGUAUGAAAAUGGUUGUCCCCAUAAUGGAAGACUUUGGAAUAUUCAAAUUCAAAAUAUCUUCCUAACUCUUCAAAGCCAUGCCAUUAACCCCAUUUGUUUUCUCAGCCACAGCAAGCAGUGAGGGCCAUCAGUAGGAAAUUAUUUAUUGAGUGAGUGGAUAAAGAAUAAACGAGCCAUCAUUUCAUGGCACAAGAGAUGCCUCCAUAGCCCUCAAAUAAAAGGUUUAUAUGCCAUGGGGGGAAAAGUAAUUUCUCACCCCUCUCCAGUUUCACGGCUGAGAUUUUUGCAACAAAACACAGAUUAACGAGAAAACCCUACCCACGUUUUUCAUACUGGUUUUCUUUUUUUUUGAGAUGGAAUCUCAUUUUGUCACCCAGGCUGGAGUGCAGUGGUGCAAUUUUGGCUCACUGCAACCUCUGCCUCCCAGGUUCAAGAGAUUCUCCUGCCUCAGCCUCCUGAGUACCUAUAAUACUGGUUUUCUAUGUGACAUGGGAGCCUUCAGAAAUGAAGACCCAGGGUUGGGUGUGGUGGCUUACGCCUGUAAUCCAGCACUUUGGGAGGCAGAUCACCUGAGGUUGGGAGUUUGAGACCAGGCUGACCAACAUGGAGAAACCUGGUCUCUACUUAAAAUACAAAAUUAGCUGGGCAUGGUGGUGCCUGCCUGUAAUACCAGCUACUCGGGAGGUUGAGGCAAUAGGAUCUCUUGAACCCAGGAGGCAGAGGUUGCGGUGAGCCAAGAUCACACCACUGCACUCCAGCCUGGGCAACAAGAGUGAAACUCUGUCUCAAAACAAACAAACAAACAAAUAAACAAAUGAAGGAAAGAAAUGAAGACCCAGGAAACAGGGAAGACUAUUGUAUGGACAGUUGUGCAGAAGCGUGAUGAGAGGGCACGGGUGUGCUCUGACACCAAAGGCUGCAGGGCUCAGCAAACCUGUCCACAGUCUUCUAGGCACUUCUGUGUCUUUGGAGAUAAGGACAUUCCCUUCCAGGCCUAGGGAGGCCCCUCUGGAAUGAGGGCCGUAUGACCUGUCUCUGGGGAGAAGGGACCGGGGAAUUCUGGUUUCUGUGGUCUCCUUUUGCUGUUUUCUCAACAGCCACACUGCCAUGUUUUGAGGUGGCUUGUCCUGAAUCCAGUCUAUGUAAAUAUUGCAUAUCAAUUCCCAAAAGUGUGCUUCAGAACUUGCCCAAGAAAAGCUAGUGAAUCGGCUCAUUUGUGAAGAUCAAAAAACCACUGAUUGAGCAUCUACAGGCAGAGAUAUGGUGGGUUCAAUUCUGGGCCAUUGCAAUAAAGCAAAUAUGACAAUAAAAUGAGUCACACAGAUUUUCUAGUUUCCCAGUGCAUAUAAAAGUUACGAUUUACUAUACUGUGGUCUGUUAAUGUGCAGUAGCUCUAUGUCUAAAAAAAAAGUCCAUGCCUUAAACAUGUUAUUUUUAGUUAAAAUUUAGUUAUUUUUAGUUAAGUCCAUGCCUUAAACAUGUUAUUUCAGCAGUGUUGAUGGCUGCUGACCGAUCCGGACUGUGGUUGCUUGAAGAUUGGGCAACUGUGGCAGUUUCUUACACUAAGACAAAUCAAGUUGACGGCAUCAGUUGACUCUCCCUUCACGAAACAUUUCUUUGUAGCACAUGAUGCUGUUUGAUAGCAUUUUAUCCACAGUAGGAUUUUUUUUUUAAAUUAGAGUCAGUCCAGAGCCAGGUACAGUGACUAAUGCCUAUAAUCCCAGCACCUUGGGCUACAAAUCAAGACUCCAUCUCAAAACAAUGAAAAAAUCCCGCAAAAAAAUUAGAGUCAAUUCUUUCAAACCCUGCCACUGCCUUAUCAAGUUUAUGUGAUAUUCUACAUCCUUUGUAGUGAUUUUUGCAAUGCUCACAGCAUCUUCACCAGGAGUAGAUUCCAUAUCAAGAAACCACUUUAUUUUCUUAUCCCUAAGAAGCAACUACUCAACCUUUUAAAGUUUUAUCACGAGAUUGUGGUAAUUUGGUCACAUCUUCAGGCAGUACUACUCGUUCUAGUUCCCUCGUGGUUCCCAUCACAUCUGCGUUCCUUCCUCUUCUGAAGUCUUGAAUCCCUCAGAGUUGUGCAUGAGGCUUGGAAUCAGCUUCUUCCAAACUCCUGUGCCUGUUGCUAUUUUGACCUCCCUCCAUGAAUCACAACUGUUCUCAAUGACAUCUAGAAUGGUGAAUUUUUUCCAGAAGGUUUUCAGUUUACUUUACCCAGAUCAAUCAGGGGAAUCACUGUCUAUGGCAGCUAUCAUCUUACAAAGUGUGUUUUAAAAUAUGUUUUGAAAAUGGAAAUUAUCUUUUGAUCCAUGGGCUGCAGAAUGGAUGAGGUAUUAGCAGGCAUGAAAACAGUAUUCAUCUCCUUGUACAUCUCCAUCAGAGCUCUUGGGUGACCAGAUGCACUGCUAAUGAGAAGCCAUAUUUUGAAAGGAAUUUUUUUUUGAGCAGUAGGUCUCAAUAGUGAGCUUAAAAUUUUCGGUAACCCAUUGCAUAAAGAGAUGUGCUUCAUCCAGCUUUGUUCCAGUGCACAGUCAUACAUUUAGCAUGAUUUUAUGGGCCCUGGGAUGAGCACGCAUUGGCUUGGACUUAAAGUCCUCAGCUGCUUUAGCCCCUCACAAGAGAGCCAGCCUGUCCUUUGAAGCUCUAAGUCAGGCACUGACUUCUCUCUAGCUAUGGAAGUCCUAGAUGGCAUCUUCUUCAAUGUAAGGUUGUUUCAUCUACAUUGAAAAUCUGUUGUAAGAGUCGCCACCUUCAUCAAUGACCUCAGCCAGAUCUUCUGGAGAGCUUGCCGCCACUUCUCCAUCAGCACUUGCUGCACCUUGCACUGUUACGUUAUGGAGACGGCUUCUUUCCGUAAUCCUCAGAAACCAACCUCUGCCUGCUUCAGAGUUUUCUUCUGCAGUUUCCUCACUUCUCUCAGCCUCCACGGAAUUGAAGAGUUAGGGCCUUGCUCUGGGUUCGCUUUGGCUUAAGGGAAUCUUGUGGCUGGCUCAGCCUUCUGUCCAGACCACUCAGAUUUUCUCUGCAGGAGGAGGAAGGCGGUUUCACUUUCUCAUUUUCUGCAGCAGCACUUUUAAUUUUCUUCCAGGACUUUUCCUUUGUGUUCACAACUUGCCUAACUGAUUUACACAAGAAGCCUCAUUUUGGGCCUAUUCUUGGCUUUUGGCAUGACUGCCUCACUAAGUUUAAUCAUUUCUAGCUUCCGAUUUACAGUGAGAGAGAUGUGGCUCUUUCUUUCACACAAACACUUAGAGGCCAUUGCAGCGUUGCUGAUUAGCCUAAUUUCAAUAUUGUCGUGUCUCAGUGCAUAGGGAGGCCUGAGUAGAGGGAGAGAGCUGGGGGAUGGCUGGUCAGAACACACGCAGCCUUCAUCAGUUAUGUUCCCUGUCUCAUAUGGCACCGUUCCUGGUACCCCAGAAUGACAGAAUGAUGAUGACAGUAACAUGGGAGAUCACAGAUCACAGCUCAGGGACCCAACACUGUGGAAAUUGCCAAAACUUAGCAAAGAGACGGCAAUGAGGACGUGCUGCGGGGAAAGCAGUGCCGAUCCCCUGGGUCCACACAGGGUCGCCACAGGCUUCAGUGUGAAACGCAGCCCCUGCGACAUGGAACAAAGCUGGGUGUGACUGUGCGUCUUGCUGCCAACGUGCUCCUCAGAAGGUCAUGCUCCUCAAACUCUUUAUUUAGGUCUGGUCAAGCAGUGAAGUCAGUUUGUGCUGCAGAAACACUUACCAGACCCUACCUUCUUGGAAUCUAGAAUCCCAAUUGGGAAAUUCUUGCUGUGUAGAGAACCAGCAGCUCAGUCAUUCCGCGAUGCUGCUGACGUUAUCCGAACAGUAGUCAUUCUCCAGAGCAGGAGCCACGGCUCUCAUAGCAGUGAGGACAGCGACCACUGCACUGUAGAGCUGGCUUGCGCACAUGACCUGUGGUACCCUGUGAGCUCUCUGAGGAUUAGCUUUCAGGCCCUGGGGCGUCCGGGGAGUGCAAGGCUCAUUCUACCCGCCCCCACAGGCAGCACCCGGGACAGUCUCUCCACCACGAGGCCUCAGCAUUUCAGGCUCUCUGAGUGGUUUGUGAUUCACAGAGCGUAGAUCUCUCGGCUGCUACCUCAUCUUUUUUCCAAACUCAUUGUGCUUUUCCACAGCCUCCCAGGUGUCAAAUUAAAACUUAAUACUCGAUUUUUUCCAGUUCCAUAAAACAGAACAGCUUCGCGUGUCAGAGUUGUUGCAGCACGCUGGUGGCCCCCAGAUCGCAACAGGAGCUGGCAGACACAGCCUGUGAAAGCUAAUCAUGAAGAUGAGGGAAAAAUGUUCUGAGCUCGUCCAACAGAAGCGUUCACUUGACCUCUUCCUUCAGACCUCAAGAAAGCUGUAGUCAGGAGAGUGGAGGAGUGAGGGAGGGAGGCUGUCAGAGCCCUCGGGAGCUCCAGGCCUCUGCAACAACAUGCAGGCUGUUCUGUAUUGAGCGCUCACAGAAAGCUCACGGCUGAAUACCUCCUGUGCCACGCUGUUCCACUCACAUUGACUGACAGCCCCACUCACAGCCUUAGGGUGAGGCCAUUGGAAUAAGUGACUUGCUCUAGGCUACAGCUCUCGGGCAGCCAGUUUGCACCUCGGUCUGUCUGCGUCUCUGGCCCCUGCUCUUUACCUCUUCUGCCCUGAGUCACUCUCUCAUAGGUCCCAUUCUGUGGUGCGUCCACAGCUGAGAAAGACAAGAGCCACUGCCCCCAGCAGUGUGUGAGUAUCGUUAGAUUUGCGUUUCCCCACGACUGCUGCAGUGAAAUGUGUUUUCCUGUCCUGUGGGGCCACUUUCAUCUCUUCUUUAAGUUGCUGCUCCCAUCUUUGCCACCUUCCCACUGAGUUUUGUCUUUGUCUUGGACUGUGUAGGAGCUCCUUGUCAUUGGGAAUAGGGACAUGUCUGCCACACAGGCUGCUGAUUAAACACUUGCUGAAUCACAUCUCUGUACGGCGGCAUGUAUGCAAGUCAGAGCCCACCUUUGUAAGCUGUGUUUCUUGUCUGUCCCCAACAGUCCUCCUGAUGUGGAACCUUCAAUGGCUCCCUCUUUCCCACAGGAUCAAGUUGAAACCGAAGACCAGUCUUGGGCUGUGUGGUCCCUCUCUGUGUGAGUCCAGCUCAGUGAUGCAUUGAAAGCAGCUUCCUUAUCAGGUUAACUUUGGCAUCACUCCCACUCCACUUUCUUUCCCAGGCCCUUGUCACGGCUCCCCAUCCCACCCAGUCUUUGAGAUUGGAGCAGGCCUCUGCCUCCUCAUUUGUUACAGAUGUGCUAAGCCUUCCUUUAUUGCCCGUCCCCAGAGACACCCAACGUCACCCUACUCACAGCACCAAAUGCCUGGAGAAUUGUCGAGGUUUGUGCUUUAACGCCCCUCCCAGUUUGCAGUUUCUCGAGUGUCUGUAAGGAGCUCCUUUCUCUCCUCUAGCCGUCCACUGCAGUGCACCUGCAGGAGUGUUGGCUGAUUUCUGGACAGUUUGGGUCCUGGGGACCAGGCCUAGCAGUCAUGGACUGAGCCUUCUUGAAUCUCAGCCACGCUGUGGCUCCCAUGCCGUGUGAUGACCCACUUGGUCCAUUCUCUUGGCCACCGCGCCUGCCCCGCACUCCGUGGUCACUCUCCAUUUGUCCUGGCCCACUUGCCCCUACUUGGUUCUUCCCACUUGGUUUCUUGCCCCUCAGGCUCUUGGUCCUACCCCUGCCCCACUGGCCAAUGCUAUCUCCCCUUCUCUGUCUUCAGACACCUUCCUGUUUCCUGGCCAAGGUGGAUGUGUGGAGAUGUGUCAUGGCAGAGUUGGGGACACCCACUGUGCUCCCUGCCUGUUGGCGCAGCUUGGUCCCCAUGGGGGCUGCAACGAGCAACCUGGCCAUGGCUUGACUGAGCUUUUAGUUGAUUUUUCCAGAAGGGCACGUCUGCAGCCAGCAUGGGGCCCAUCCACAUCCCAGGCCGGGCAGAAAACCGGGUGCGAGGGGUGGGCGGUGCUGCCUUGGAAAUGGCAUGGAUUUCUGUAAACUUGCAGGAAGCAUAUACUACUGGGGUGUCAUUUUUAUUUUUCGCUUUAUUAAAAAAUUCAGCCCAUUCUUUUAAAUCAAAUUCUCUGUGUGGCCCCUGCUCUUGAGCCCACUUUGGUGGUAUUUUAGUAGGCACAGUGGCAGCAAAGUCUGAUUGUAUAAGAAGGGAAGGUGUUGGCCAUUAUGGUUUUACUCACUUUGGUGGUAUUUUAGUAGGGACGAUGGCAGCAAAGUCUGAUUGUAUAAGAAGGGAAGGUGUUGGCCAUUAUGGUUUUGCCCACUUUUCUCUUACAGGAGCAUCAAUUAAAAAAAUGAAUUGUACAUAUAUGGAUAUAGUCAAAGUGAAUAGUUUGCAACUAUCUAGAAUAAAAAGCAAAAAUUCCUUUUGUGUCCCUUCACCACAUCUCAGUCCCACUCGGAGGUAACAGACAUUUCCCAUUUGCUGUAUGCCCUGUUUUCUGGGCAUGUUAAACUAUGUCAGGUAUGACUGCUUGGUAUGUGCUUAAUGAAGAAAAUCUAGUCGCCAGUACAGGGAAAUGGUCUCACCAUCUUUGCAUUAUUAGUAAUGAACGGGACCAUCUAGGUUGUCCCAGCCACCUUGUGAGCAGGGCCCUGCCCCUUCAUCCUCUCCGAGGGGCUGUGGCAGCCGAAGACCCACAGCCAUGAGACACAAAACCACAUCACUCGUGUGACCGGCAGUCUCAUACCACUCCCAAAUUCCAAUUAAUCAAACCUAAAAGGGGGUGGAAACUAAUUACUGAAUUGAACUGUGUGAAGCUCAGCUUAAUUUGGUAUAUUUACAGGAAAAGCAAUGUGAUAUUGGGCCUUCAGAUUAAUGACUUGAGGCGAGUUAAAAUCAGUUCAGCACAGUUUGGAUCUCACAGACACAUGAGCUCCGAUGUGUGAGCGUGACACCAGCCAGUGGGCUCUGAAGAUGCCAUUCGCUCCUCAAACUUUGCAGGCUUCUCUCUUACCAGAAGUUUGCUGGGAGGAAGGAGAAGGGGGAGGAACAGAACCAGAUUGACGUUUUCGCAUCUCCUCUUACUUGGGCAUAUUUAUAGUAUCCGGCUGAGGAUGCCCUCGUUUUAGAGGAACAUGUUUUACAUUUUUUCCCAGCCUCCCCGCUGCCUGGCAGCCUCAGACGGAGAAGCAGAUUGACUUGGUGUCAGGGUCUCGCCCGGCCCCUUGGCGGCACAGACCCGGUGACGGUGCCUGCUGCAGCCCUGCUCUCCUCUCCCUCCGAGCAGCGUCCGUGCUAUGAAUUUUCAUGGAGACGCGCGCUGAUCCUUCGUGCGUCCUUGGCUGGCAGUUGUUGGUGACUUACGGUCAUUCAUGUGCUGGUGACUGAUGGCCCUGCUGUCUUGUGCUGGGACAGCUGUGCACAGCGGUAUCCUUGAUAUGAUUCGACUUUGGUGCUAUGUCGAAUGUGGCUUUGUAACUAAAAUCAUAAAUACUGGAGAAAUAAUGUGUCUUGUUCUAAAUAAACAGUGGGGCGGGGUGUGGUGGCUCUCGCCUGUAAUCCCAGCACUUUGGGAGGCCGAGGCAGGCGAAUUGCUUGAGCUCAGGUGCUCAAGACUAGCUGGGCAACAUGGCAAAACCCCAUCUCUACAAAAAGUGUAAAAAUUAGCCAGGCGUGGUGGCAUGUGCCUGUGGUCCCAGCUACUUAGGAGCAGUGAACUCAGUUUGUGCUGCAGAAAGUUACCCGACCCUACCUUAUUGGGAUCUAGAAUCCCAGCUGGGAAAUUCUUGCCAUGUAGAGAACCAUGGUGUUACUGUCAUUGUUGAAACAGCAGUCAGUCUCCACAGCAGGAGCCCCCACCUAGGUGGGAGGAUCAUUUGAGCCCAGAAAGCAGAGGCUGCGGUGAUUCAGCCACUGCACUCCAGCCUGGGUGACAGAGUGAGACUCUGUCUCAAAAACAAACAUACAAACCAACAAACAAAUCUCAGGAGGAAUACAGAUAGUCGUAAGCAUGAUAUGCAGGUACAGAGCCCAUGUUCAGCCCUGGAAUUCGAGGUCCCUCCUUAACUGAGGACCGUGAGGAAGGAACUCUGGGUAUUGUAUUUCUGCACAGUGAGGGUCUAAGUAUCUGACUCCCAAACUUCUUCUCCAUGAGACUGCCUUAGCGAUGCUUAUGUAGACUGUACUGGAAUUCCCACUGAGAGAGUAAAUUACCUUAACCAAGACAGUCUCUAUGUAUGUGUGUGCCUUGUCUUGGAAUUCCAGUUUCACAUUAGUUAGGAGGUACUUGACCCCACAGGCCUGAGAGGGGAGGUAGGAUUCAAGACAGCUGGAGGAUGAGCCCAGCAGGGGCAUACCCUAAAACCCCAAGAAGGUAUUGGAGUGGUGGGCUGGGGUGGGGGUGUCAGCUAGGGGUGGAGGCGGGCAUGCUCUUCUGAGCGGUGCUUUCCUGGGGGUUCCUCUGCUGAGUGGACCCAUCCUUGGUGAUUGUCCCAAGGGCACUGCAGUCUUGUUAAGCAGGGGUGAGGCAUGUACAAGGUCUUCUUGAUCAUGUUCACAUUUCUCCCACAUCUUCAUCUUCAUGGUCUCGCUGGGAGAGUGGCAGGGGGUGUCUGGAUCAAGGGAACUGGAACAGGUGCUGAAGCUGUUCUCACCCACAACAGAAAGAGCACCAUCUGGCCCCAGACAGGUGAAGCUAGGGAGUCACCGAGGCCCUGCGGGGCUUCCCCCAGAACCAUGCUCUUUGGUGACAUACACAGGCUGCUCCUCUGACAGCAUAUCGCUUAGAGGGUCCUGAGCACUCCUGGCUGCCACCAUGGCUUCAGGGAAACUUGUGCCUCCCGAGAGCCCUCAGCUCUUCUGUGUGUGAGGUUAGAGACUGUGCUGCAGCUGGGGUUCUUAUGACCACCUUCCUCCUUCAUGAGCAUCUGCUCUGGAGCUGAUCAGGGACCACCAGACUCCUCAUGGCCUAUUUCCAUGGGGCACCAGGAGGGUCAAAUGCCAGUUUGUGUCAUUGUCCUGUUUUCAGCCAUCCGGGACACCGGUGUCUGCAGAAUAUGGUAUGCAUGAUCCCACACGGCACCCUGUGGCGUCACCCGGCCUCUCUUCUUGACCUCUCUCCUGCUGAGCAGCGAGUGCUUCCUUGAAGUCACGGGGCAACCCUACAUCCGACUCCCUCACUGGUCUGAUGAGCACCUGCCUUUCAGCUGACCUUGGGAAGCGGGUUCUCUCAGAGGAGGAGUGCCCACAUUCUGCUGGGUGGUUGACUUCUGUGGAGGCGGCCCCUAUUUGGGGCGGGCACGUGGGCACACUAUGUGCAACCUGCCGACAUUUACUAAGAUGCUCUUGAAAUGUAUCCGUAGAUGCUGGGUUGACUCACCUGUUUACCAAAUUCACUUUCUACUGUCUCACGUUUCAAAGGUGUGAGAGGAUAAGGCAUUGUUUAGUAGAUGAACUCAUUUGCUUAUUUCCAGAGGCAUGUCCAAAAACUGGGUGGGGUUGAGCAUUUCUCAGGGAAAAGUUAACUCAGAGUGCCAGUGACAGGCAGCGUUUUCCAGAGGCCCCAGGGUCCAAGGCCUUCCCAUGGCUGAAUCUGCUGGUUUAAUCUGCUUUCUGGCGGAGGAGCAAGUUCUGAAUGCAGAGUCCUGCAGCACUCACUGUGCCUCUUGCGUGGCGGCCUGGCUUUGCCGUGACCAAUGGCCAGCUGUGAGGGGACAUGGUGGGCUACACAGGGGGCACGGGGCCAGUGCUGCUCUCGCCCAGUGCCAGGGCUGGCCUCAUUUGUUUACACCCUGCUUCUGCUUUUGGUCUCCUAAGCACGAGAUCUCGAUGUCCACCUAGGAAUGUCACUGACGCAGGAGAAAGGGAUUGUUUUUCUUUUACCAUGAAGGGACGUCAUGGGCCUGGGUGAAAGAUAUUAAACAAAUUAGAUAUCAGCCCCAAGGAAUGUUAAUAUCUGAGAUUUAUAAGGGAGUAGUUUUUGCUUCAGAAUUUAUUUUCUUUUAAAUACUUAAAACAUUUGGUUUUUAAGCUAUUGAUAGCCAACUGCCUUUUUUCUUUUACAAAAUUAAUGUUUAAAACAUGUUUUUUCCCCCCAAUCUAUCAUGGUUGACUGCUAGAUUGUUGGAUGGCUGUGCUGUUUCCAAGGCUGAGGUCGGUUUGAAUGAGCUCAUUUCAGAUCUCUCUAGAUUUUCUGAGCCUGACAGUGCCCUUGGGACCCCAUGUUUGGAGAAUGUGUUUUUGCAGUUUACGAAGCACCCGUUGCUCAGAGCCGGGAAACCUUUCCUUCUCUUUUCUUGGAGUCUAGUUGCCAUGGAGACUGUCACUGAAUUGUGGAGGAGGGGGAGGAGGAAGAGGGGAGCAGCACACGGAGGUCUCUCUCAGUCAGGGUGCGCAAACGCAGCAGAGGCCACGUGGUGGGUGCAGCUUGUCCGGCCCGCCAUGCUGGGCGUGGAUGCAGACUCACCAAGCAGCUCAUGAGAGGUGCUUUAUUCAGAGAAUGAAGUGCACUUGUGGCGGCAAGAGGUGUGAGGGUUCUGACAUAUGUUCACAGCCCUCCUUCUCCUUAGCAGGACUCUGAGUUGCUGCAGUAUUUAGAGAAAUCUGCCAAACCCCGAUUUAAUUUUGGUUCAUUUGCUAACAGGAUUGGAGGAGAUAGGAAAUUGAUCUUGGGGAUGGUGAAGCUGCUGAUGUUCAGCCACGACCAGGAGCUCAGAGGGAUAUUGUCUGUGUGUGCUCAUACCACUUUGAGAAGCACAAACCCUUUCAUUAAUAAAGCAAAAAUGUUGAACCAAAUGUGGAUUCUAAAGAUUAUGCAUACAACAAACACUUGUUUUUUUUGGUGUGUGGGUAACUCAGAACUAAUUGCAGGCCUAAUGCCGUGCAGUGUGGGCAAAUGCGUGACAAGCAGCCCUUCGUGUGGGGGCCUGAUUUGCAGCUGGGUUCUCUGGAGUGCGCCCCCCACCACUGCUGCCUCCCUGUUCCUGUCACUGUCCGUGUCACUGAAGGUAGAGUUGGGAGGAAAGUGGAGCCAGCUCUCAGGCCCUUGCAUGCAACUGCCUUGGUAUUUCAGAGGUGCCAUCUCCUUGUUCUUGGGACAUUGGUCCAGUCUUUCUUUUGAGGCAGUUUCCAUAGAGGCGGGAUCUGUAUUGAGAGUGGAUUGAAGGGUGUCAUUUUACUCUAACUCAUGGGUGAUAACCAUGGCCUGAGUCUGUGUGCAAAGCUUAGCCUGGGGCUACUUUGGAACCUGCUCUCUUGAUUCCAGGCCUAGGUGCUUUGAGAUAUUCUUGAGCUGGAACAGCACCCAGCACCUGCUCUUGUGACUGAAAUGGCAUAAAGUAAUAAUAGUGCAUGUGCAUGGCUUUUUAUGCCUUUCUGAGUGUUUUAUUUGUGUUAUCUUGUUAGAUUUCUGCAGUGAAUGGUAACAGGACAUGGAUUUUUGUUCUCAUUUAACGGAUGACAAACUUUGUCCCUUAGUGUUAAAUGUUGGUGACACACAGGCAGAGUCGGAUCUGGAACCAUACUGACCUGGCAUCUUCCCAUCCUUCCUCCAAUCAGCUCGUGCUGAGGCUUCUCAAUGGCCCACGGAAUUUCUGGUGGUUCAUGAUUAUCUGCCUUUAAGAUACAGGUUCUAGAUUUGCUACUAGGACCCACGGUAACUUUGAUUUGUCUCUUGUGAACUCUUUGUGAUGCUGGCAAAAGAGAGGAAAUGGUCAUGUAUUGGUCAGAUGGGUGUUGCAGGGAAGAAUAAUUGCGUUACAUGAAAUACUUGCAGGAACCUUGGUAGGGGCCAGAGGCAUGAUUGGAGUCACCUGGGCCACCUUUUGUGGCUGUCCCAUGUCUUCUUUGCCCUGACAGUGGACUCAGCAGGCAGGGCUGGCAGCAGUCACGCACCGGCCUGAGAGGAGCCUGGAACCGGGGCACUCACCAGUUGCCAGACUCUUCUUAGGUGCUUUUCAAUUCAGAAAUCAGAGAAAUGGUUUGUAGAGCGUUCUUUAUUCAUUUGGCUUGAAAUCAGUUUUUUAAGUAAGGUUUUAAACUUGUCCUCAGAAUUAGAGGAAACCCCAGAGAUUGGAGACCCAGCAGUGCUGUGUGUGGGUGAGACCCUGUUGAAGAUCCCCUUGUCAAGUCUGGUGGGCGUGGUUUGUAAGAGGGCGGGUGGGUGGGGAGCUGGCUCCGGAGAUGCCAACUUUGCCUCGGAAACAGAGCCCACCCUCCCGUGCUGGCCUUUCCUGGGUAAGUAGAGCCCACCUUCCCAUGCUGGCCUUUCUGUUGUCCUUUGGAGGGGAGGAGACCUUGCUCAGCUUCUCACCGACUAAAAGGGCACCAUGAGAUUGGACAGGAGUGCAAUUUAUGGAAAAAAAAACUUUAAUUUUUCUUGAAAUAAAACUGAUCCUCUGAAAGUGCUUGGUGAGAGGCAGGGAGAAAACCACACUUGUCUGGUACACAGAGAGCGCUGGAGUCCUAGUAGCCUGGCCCCGGUUCCCCAGACCUCCAGGCACCUGAAGCGCCUCUGGCCUGGCCACACGGAAGUCCAGUUAGUCGAAGCGAGGUCCCAGUUUUUUUGGUGAAGGGAUUAAAAUAUAACACAAGAUUAAGUGGAUGCGUUUAAAUAGGAGUUGCCGAAGGCCACAGUUGGAAUGUGCACUUGGCAAGACCACUGAGAACUGAGGCUUUUAAAGGUCUCCCCUUGCAGCAGAGACUAUGAGGGGAGGGCAGGGCUUUCUGGCACCUGCAGGUCCUGACGGCCCCUCCCUGCAGCAGCUUCUCCAGCUGCCCCAGAAGCCUCAGGCAGAUGUGGCAGGCCACCCCCUGGUCUUCUGUGCUCACUGACCAAGAUGCAUUCCCACCUGCUCCUUAAAAUUCUGUGUGAUCUGGCUGGGUGCUGUGGCUCACGCCGCUAAUCCCAGCACUUUGGGAGGCCAAGGCAGGUGGAUCACUUGAAGUCAGGAGUUCGAGACCAGCCUGGCCAUCAUGGUGAAACCCCAUCUCUACUAAAAAUAGAAAAAUACAACAUUAGGUGUGGUGGUGUGCACCUGUAAUCCCAGCUACUUGUGGGGCUGAGGCAGGAGAAUUGCUUGAAUCUGGGAGGCAGAGGUUGCAGUGAGAUGAGAUCGCUCCAUUGCACUCCAGCCUGGGCAACAGAGCAAGCCUCCAGCUAAAAAAAAAAAAGAUCCGGCUGGGCGUGGUGGCUCAAGCCUGUAAUCCCAGCACUUUGGGAGGCCGAGGCGGGUGGAUCACGAGGUCAAGAGAUUGAGACCAUCCUGGUCAACAUGGUGAAACCCCAUCUCUACUAAAAAAAUACAAAAAUUAGCUGGGCAUGGUGGCAUGCACCUGUAAUCCCAGCUACUAGGGAGGCUGAGGCAGGAGAAUUGCCUGAACCCAGGAGGCGGAGGUUGUGGUGAGCCAAGAGUGCACCAUUGCACUCCAGCCUGGGUAACAGGAGCGAAAACUCUGUCUCAAAAAAAAAAAAAGAUCCAUGUGAUCUAUGAAAACUCACAGAGGACUGGGCAUAGUGGCUGACGCCUGUAAUCCUAGCACUUUGGGAGGCCGAGGCAGGUGGAUCAUGAUGUCAAGAGAUCAAGACCAUCCUGGCCAACAUGGUGAAACCUUGUCUCUACUAAAAGUACAAAAAAUUAGCCGAGUAUGGUCAUGCGUGCCUGUAAUCCCAGCUACUCGGGAGGCUGAGGCAGGAGAAUUGCUUGAAACUGGAAAAUGGAAGUUGCAUUGAGCUGGGAUUAUGCCAUUGCACUCCAGCCUGGCGAUAGAGCGAGACUCUGUCUCAAAAAACAAACAAACAAACAAAAAACACACAGAGCUAGACACCUAAAGUCACAUAUUUCACAGUAACAUGAGCUGGGAGUUGUACCGAGCCUGUUCUCCACCUUGGUGAAUGCCAUGUCCUUCCCUCUGACCCCUCUUGCAUCACUUCCCACUGUAUAUACAUUUGUUUUUUUGUAAUUUUUAAAAGACUGGCCAAGUGCAUUAGUGAGAAGGGGGAAAGGGUACAACAAGGAGCUGGAUUGGUAACUGACGAUGGACAGUCGGUCCGGAUGACCCAGUGCUACCUUCCAGCAGUACCCUUUGCUGCUGCUGUGGCCGAGGCCUGCUCCAUUGUGGGACACACCACAUCUUACUUGUACCCACAUGGGUUGUUCCCAACAUUCGGCUGCUGUGAGCAUCCUUGCAUGAACAUUUUCUGGAGCUGAUCUCUUAGAGGAGAGGGCAGAGCUGUGUUGAGCACCCACUGGGAGAAGAUCUACAGAAUCCAGGUUACUUGAGAUUCUGGAAAGAUGCAGAAAUGCAAAAAAUAAAAACAAGCAACAAGCAGUUUAUCCCAAAAGUCACUAGCAAAAUGUAUUGAUAUCUCUCUACCAGUCAAAUCCUAUUGCUCAGCCUUAGUUUUUCUACAAAACACAAUAAAUUUUAUGUUGUCUUCCCCAGCUGUUGAAAUAAAAUGGUAUAACCUUAUUUGCUUAUGAACAACGUCCAAAUGAGAUUCUUUUACUUCUGCUUUCUGAUUUUCCACAUCAGACCCCGUUAUGGUGGUAGCCUGUUAGGACAAUAGGACAAAUCCCAGUUCCCAAUUCUUUGCAUUUUUUUGGCUAGGUUUUCUUUCUCACUUGCUGGGACACGAACAGUUGCUCUUUGGUGUUUUUAUGAUUGAGGAGCUUCUCACUGUUUAAUUCUCAUUUAUUUUCAAGGAACAGAAACACUCUUGAGCGAGGGCUCAGCUGGGCUGGGCAAGCUCCUGACCACAGGGGAAGAUGACUCAACAAUUGGGAUUUUGCUGCUUGUUUCUUUAAAAAGAAACACAAGCCAAAAACUAGACCCAAACUUUACAAUUUUUUGGGUCUGUUCAUUUUGGAUUAGUGUUUUUUUUUGGUGGUGGUUGUAGUUUUUUUGAGACAGGGUCUUCCUCUGUGGCCCAGGCUGGAGCAAUUCUGCUCCCGCAGCCUCCUGAGUAGCUGGGAUUACAAGCGCUCACCACCACACCUGGCUAAUUUUUGUAUUUUAGUAGAGACAGGGUUUCACCAUGUUGACUAGGCUGGUCUUGAACUCCUGACCUCAAAUGAUCCACCCACCUUGGCCUCCCAAAGUGCUGGGAUUACAGGUGUGAGCACCAUGCCUGGCCAAGGACAGUGUUUUCCUGUCCUCAGUCUGAAAGCCCGACACUGUCGAUCCACUGGGAGUGUGCCUGGUGGAUUCCUGUAUGCACAAUAGGGUCUCCAUCUUCGUGGGACAAACAUAGGGGACUGGGCAUCAGUCAGGAAGCUCAGGCUCAUCUUGCCCUGCCACCACCCUCUAUUCAGGCCACAGCUCUGUGUGUGGCAGAUUUCUUACAUGCAAAACAAAGGGGUCAGCCAUGCCAGUGGUGAGUAACACCUGGAAGCUUUGAAAAAUACCAGUGCCCAGGCACCUCCUGGCACCAGUGAAUCAGAAUCUUGGGGGAUUCUGAUCCCCCAAGAUAUCACCUGGUGCCAGUGAAUCAGAAUCUCAGGGGGAGGGGUAAUGCCCAGAUAUCACCUGGUGCUAGUGAAUCAGAAUCUGGGGUGUGGGGGGGAGAUGCCCAGGCAUCAUCUGGCGCCAGUGAAUCAGAAUUUCGGUGUGGGGGGGUAGAUGCCCAGACAUCAUCUGGUGCCAGUGAAUCAGAAUCUCCAAGGUGUGGGGGGAAAUGCCCAGACAUCACCUGGCGCCAGUGAAUCAGAAUCUUGGGGGGAGGUGAGAUGCCCAGACAUCACCUGGUGCCAGUGAAUCAGGAUAUUUGGGGAGGGGAGAUGCCCAGACAUCACCUGGCACCAUGGAGUCAGAAUCUUGGGGGCAGUCGAGAUGCCCAGAUAUCACCUGGUGCCAGUGAAUCAGAAACUUGGGGGUGGGGGGACAGGACCCAGGCUUCACCAUUCUUUCUUUUUCUCUUAAGCUUCCUGAGUUGACUGUAAUGUUUUAUGAGUUGAGGAGCUCUGGGCAAGACGAUCCCCAUGAAACCCUCCCACCCUAAAAAUUUGAUAUUUGCGCUAAAACGCCAGCUGUGCUUUGUGUAACAGAGCCAAAGGUGGGGAGAGGGAAUUCAGUCUCCUCAUUAUUACUUCUAUGGUUUGUUAGCAAAAACAUAAUUAGCAUGAAAGAUAUUUCUCUGUGGACAUGCAAAUCAAUGCAAAUGACUAAUUUGCCAUUUAAGAAUUUGCAAAUUGCAAUGCAAAAUUGUCUUAGGUAAAUAACCCUAGUCUAAUUGAGUGACAGUAUUCUGUGUUUUGUUAUUAAGGCUAUUAGCUGAAGACAUAGAAAGACUGUAAAAAUGCCACAAUUGUUGCUUAUACAUGCAGGGUGUCUUAUAAUUUAUGGGAGAUUUUAUGCACGUUGUUUCACUUGAGCCCCAGAGUUCCAGAUGCAUCCUAGACUAGCUACUGGUAAAUAGCACAGGGUAGGUGGGUGGCGGAGAAAGCAAGAAUGCGAACAGCUUGCUGCAGUGUCGCAAACGCAACAGCAACAGCAACAGGGCCUGCCCUGGGGCUCCCACGUCUCGGGCAGCAGAACUGCCUAAGUUUCCGCCAGCGACUUAAACACAUGCCAUGGAAAGGGAUGAGAUGGGAACAGAGUGAAGAACCCAGAAAUAAACUGGACCAUAUAUGGUCAACUAGGUGUGAAGAAAACUCUGGGGAAAGAGCAUACAAUAAAUGGUAUCAGGGAAACUGGACAUCCACACUCAGAAGAAUGAAAUGGGGCCCUUAUCUUACACCAUUCUCAAAAACCUGCCUAAAAUUGGUUAAAGACCCAAAUGUAAGAUCUGAAACCAUAAAACUCCUAGAAGAAAACUUCCAGGAAGAGCUCCUUGACAUUGGCCUUGGCAAGAAUUUUUGGGCAAAACCCCAAAAACACAGGUGACAAAAGCAAAAUAAAUGAGUGGGAUGAUAUCAGACUGGAAAGCUGCUGUGCAGUAAAGGAAGCCAUCAAUGAAAGGAAAGGGCAGCCUGCAGGGUGGGAGAAAAUACUGAGAAACCAUAUAUCCGACAAGGUGCUAAUACCCAAAAUAUAUAAGGAACUCACUCAACUCGAUAGCAAAAAACAAACAAAAAAUAAAAGAAAAAAUAACCCCAAACCCUACAAUAUUAAAAAGGGCAAAGGACCUGAAUAGAACAUUUUUCCAAAGAAGACAUACAGAUGGCUAACAGGUAUGGGGAAGGUGCUGAACAUUACUAAUCAUUGGAAAAGCACACCAGAGCCCCAGUGAAUUAUCCCCUCACACCCGUGAGAAUGGCUUUUACCAAAAAGACAGAAGAUAAUAAGUGUUGGCAAGUGUGUAGAGAAAAGGAACACUUGGACAUUGUAUUUUGUGUGUGUGUGUUUUCUUUUUGAGAUAGAGUCUCGCUGUGUCACGCAGUGGUACAAUCUCGGCUCACUGCAACCUCUGCCUCCUGGGUUCAAGUGAUUCUCCUGCCUCAGCCUCCCAAGUAGCUGGGAUUACAGACAUGCGCCACCAUGCUAAUUUUUGGUAGAGGCAGGGUUUCACCAUGUUGCCCAGACAGGUCUUGAACUCCUAACCUCAAGUGAUCCACCCGCCUCAGCUUCCCAAAGUGCUGAGAUUACAGGUGUGAGCUACUGCGCCUGGCCAACUUGCACAGUGUUGAAGGAAAUGGUGUGUAGGUUCCUCUGGAAAUUAAAACCAGUGCUACCAUCAACACCUCUUUUGAUUAUAGAUCCAGAAGAAACUAAAUCGGCAGAAGAGGUGUCUGCACCCCCAUGCUUAUUGCGGCACUAUUCACCAGGACGUGGAGACAGUGCAAGUGUUUCUGAUGGCUGAACAAAUAGAGCAAUGAUGGUAUACAUACACACUGGAUGCUAGUCAGCCUUAAAAAAGGAGAUCCUGUCAUUUUCAAAACACAGAUGAAUCUGGAGGACAUGGUGUUGUAAAUAAUAUGAAGUAAGUGAAAGAAGCCAGGCACAGAAAGGCAGAUACUGCAUGAUCUCAUAUGUGGAAUCUUAACAAAAAAGGUGACUACAUAGAAACAGAGUGGAAAAGUUGGUUACCAGGGGCAGGGGUGAAGAGUGGGAAGAUGUGGGUGAGAGGGUACGAAACUGCAGUUGUGUGGACUAUAGUUAAGACAUUGGAUUAUUUACUGCAAUUUGCCCACAGGUUGCCUCUAUGAGCGGGUGGAAGCAGAUGUGCGAACUGGCAUGACCUCAGCCUGCAUGGAUGUAUCCAGCAUUGUGUUGCACGCCUCAAAUGUACUUACAAAAAUUUCACAAAAGGAUGAGUUGGAUUUGGUUAUCUGCUUUAAGAAUGUCCAUUUUAUUACUGCAUGGAUGUGUUAUGCAACAGGAAGUGGGGUGUGUGAGGCAGGGAUCUGGGUUCAAGGCCUGAAAAUAUAUAAAGCAGCUCAGCACAUGUGACUGUGGGUCCCCAGCAAAGUAGCUCAGCCCAGGUGACUGCAACUGUAGCUGCUGGCUUUCUGUGUUCUAGGCUUAGGUGAUUAGAGAUCAGGUUUGUUUUUGCCCAGCCCAAGUCCAGCACACACAUGACAGGUAGCUGGCUCUUCCCAAUAAUCCACUGGAAACCCCUGGGUAAAUGCAUUCAGGGCAGUGUCUUGGGAAGGGCACAAAAUGUGCAGUGGUAACAGCUGGUACCUUGGACUGUGAGAACUGAGCCUUCCGGUGCUUCCAAGUACUGACACUUUCUGAGCCUCAGUUUUCUUGUCUCUAAAGUAAGCAUAACAAUAAUACCUUCUUUGUAGUAAGAUUUAAUGUGUUACUGCAAAUAAAAUAUUUAGUACAGUAUCUCCAGAGAUUAGAUGGCAAAGAUUAGAUGUUCAGGAAUGUUAGUGAAAACUGUUAUCACAACGAAAAGUGCCCUCAUGAGCUUCUGACUGCUGCAGAGAUAAAGUGGUAAAGAAAUCAGGUGUAUAGAGGAUGCAGUGAGGGAGUAAGGGGUGUCAUAUGAAUGAAAAACCAAGAAAGUAUUUUAAGAAUUCAGAGGGGUCAUGGGGUGGAAAAGGAGAGACAUCCAGUGGGAGAAUCAAGACAGUCUCAAGGUGGGGGAGGAAUCAAGAUGGAUCUUGAUAGGACUGGAUUGUGAAGGUUGGAGAGACACCAGAGCAUCACUUUGCACAAUCCCUGCAAGAUGGGCACUCUUGGUGUCUCCACAUAAGAGGCCCAGUGGUGGUGAUAGUGAUGGUGAUGAUGGUGGUGAUGGUGAUGAUCGAUCUUGAUGGAUCUUGAUAGGACUGGAUUGUGAAGGCUGGAGAAACACCAGAGUGUCACUUCACACAAACUCUGCAAGAUGGGCACUCCUCAUGUCUCCACAUAAGAGGCCCAGGAGAGGAGGCCCAGGGUCGUUUAGGAACUGUCUACAGCCACAUGGGUGCUGGAAUCUGGACUUGUAUCUAAGCAGCUUAGCGCCAGUCUGCGAUCAGAGCACCAUAGCCCCUGUAACUAGCUGUGUUAUCCUAAGAAAAUUACCUAACCUUACUUAACUUCAACUCUCUUACCUCUAAAAUGGGGAUAAUACAUUUAUCUGAAGGUCAAUGAUAAUGAGCAUAAGGGUUUAGCACAGAAUCUGGCACACUGGUGAUAUUUAUUAAAUGGCAUGGCAGUGAUGGUGAUGGUAAACGUGAUGAAGGUGAUGAUGAAGUGAUGAUGGCAAUGGUGGUGAUGAUACUGAUGAAGAUGAUGAGAGCAAUGGUGGUGGUGAUAGUGAUGAAGAUGAUGACAAUGAUGGUGGUGAUGAUGACAGCAGCAGUGGGUGGUGAUGAUGGUAAAGGUGGUGAUGAUGACAGUGAUUAAAAUUAUGAUGGUAUUGAAGGUGGUAAUGAUGAAGGUGAUGAUGAUAAUGGUGAUGAUGGUGAUGACAAUGAUGAUGGUUAUGGUGAUGAUGAUAAUGACAACAAUGAUGAUGAUGGUGAUGAUGAUGAUAUGGUGAUUACAGUGGUGAUGGUGAUGAUGAUGAUGAUAAUGACAAUAUGAUGGUGAUGGUGAUGAUGGUGAUGGUAAGGAUGAUGGUGAUGAUAAUGGCAACAUGAUGGUGAUGACAAUGAUGGUAAUGGUGAUGAUGGUGGUGAUGAUGGUGAUGGUGAUGACUGGUGAUGGUGAUGAUGAUAAUGACAAUGUGAUGGUGAUGACAGUGAUGGUGAUGAGGGUGGUGAUAGUGAUGGUGAUGAUGGUGGUGAUGGUGAUGAUGAUGGUGAUGGUGAUGAUGGUAAUGAUAAUGACAACAUGAUGGUGAUGACAGUGAUGGUGAUGAUGUUGAUGGUGAUGAUGGUGGUGAUAUGUAAUGGUAAUGAUGGUGAUGAUGGCGAUGACAACAUGGUGAUGACAGUGAUGGUGAUAGUGAUGGUGAUGGUGAUGAUGGUGAUGGUAAUGACCACAUGAUGGUGAUGACUGAUGGUGGUGGUGAUGACGGUGGUGAUAUGGUAAUGGUAAUGAUGGUGAUAAUGGCAAUGACAACAUGGUGAUGACAGUGAUGGUGAUAGUGAUGGUGAUGGUGAUGAUAGUGAUGGUAAUGACAACAUGAUGGUGAUGACAGUGAUGGUGAUGGUGAUGAGGGUGGUGACAGCAAUGGUGAUAACGGUGAUGAUGGUAAUAUGGUGAGGACAGUGAUGGUGAUGACAGUAAUGGUGAUGGUGAUGAGGGUGGUGAUGGUGAUGGUUUUGACAGUGGUGAUGGUAAUGGUGAUGAUGGUGAUGGUGAUGAUGGUGAUAAUGACAAUGUGAUGGUGAUGACAGUGAUGGUGAUGAGGGUGAUGAUUGUGAUGGUGAUGAUGAUGUUGAUGGUGAUGAUGGUUAUGAUAAUGGCAACAUGAUGGUGAUGACGAUGGUGAUGGUGAUGAUGGUGGUGAUACUGACAACAUGGUGAUGACAGUGAUGGUGAUGGUGAUGAGGGUGGUGAUGGUGAUGGUGAUGAUGAUGGUAAUGACAACAUGAUGGUGAUGAUAGUGAUGGUGAUGGUGAUGAGGUUGGUGACAGUGAUGGUGAUGAUGGUGAUGAUAUGGUGAUGAUGGUGAUGAUAUGGUGAGGACAGUGAUGGUGAUGACAGUGAUGUUGAUGGUGAUGAUGGUGAUAUGGUGAUACAGUGAUGGUGAUGAGGGUGGUGAUGGUGAUGGCUUUGACAGUGGUGAUGGUAAUGGUGAUGAUGGUGAUGAUAAUGACAACAUGAUGGUGAUGACAGUGAUGGUGAUGGUGAUGAGGGUGGUAACAGUGAUGGUUUUGACAGUGGUGAUGGUGAUGGUAAUGAUGGUGAUGAUGAUGAGGGUGGUGACAGUGAUGGUUUUGACAGUGGUCAUGGUGAUGGUAAUGAUGGUGAUGGUGAUGAAGGUGGUGAUAGUGAUGGUUAUGGUGAUGGUGAUGAUGGUGAUGGUGAUAACGGUGAUGAUAAUGACAACAUGAUGGUGAUGACAGUGAUGGUGAUGGUGAUGAUGGUGUUGAUGGUGAUGGUGAUAUUGAUGGUGACAGUGAAGGUGAUGACGGUGGUGAUGGUGAUGAUAAUGACACCAUGAUAGUGAUGACAGUGAUGGUGAUGAGGCUGGUGAUAGUGAUGGUGAUGAUGAUGAUGAUGGUAAUGGCAGCAUGAUGGUGACGACAGUGAUGGUGGUGGUGAUGAGAGUGGUGACAGUGAUGGUGAUGACGGUGGUGAUGGUGAUGAUGGUGAUGAUGAUGGUGAUGAUAAUGGCAACAUGAUGGUGAUGACAGUGAUGGUGAUGAUGACAACAGUGGUGGUCAUGAUGGUGAUGAUGAUGAGAUGGUGACGGUGAUGUUAGUGAUGAUGAUGGUGACAAUGGUGAUGAUUUGGGGUGGGAGAGAGAAAUGAGAAAAGGCAGAGUUAGGAGAUGAUGGGCCCCUCUGCCCUUUGGCCCUCCAGCUCAGUACUUGCAUAUGCAGGGGCUUGUUCUAGUUAGUGUUGCCCAGAUGACUAGAACCAUGUAGGAGGCUUAAAAACUACACAGAUCCAGAUCCUAUGCCAGACCAGCCAAAUCAGCAUCUCCCAUCUGGGGCUUUGGGGUUAAAGUUUUCAAGCAGUACAGCUGAUGGUAAUGUGCAGCCAGGUUAGGGAAACAUGAGACUAAUGAUUUUUAAGACUCAAGCUUUAAUAGCUUGCAGCUCUGAGUUCAAAUCACUGCUAAAAUAAGCACAUGGAAUAGAACCAGUAUCUGUACUGAAUAAAAUAAAUUGUUACCCCACAUUGUUGCACUGCUAUUUGAAAUAAUUUAUGUUAUUGGUUUUCUUCAAUUAAACUGAGCUGUGUGUAGAUUUGCCUGAAGGGGUCUGUGUCCCAACCUUCAACUCAUCCUCCAUUUUCCUGGAUCCCCAGGUAAUCACAGGCAGCUCAGCUUGUGGUGUUACAGCCUGUGAGCUGGACGUCCUUCCUGUGUUUGCAAAUGAACCUGUCAUCAGCACAGGUUUUACGUGAGAAAAACAGGGCCUGAGGCAGCUACAGGAUAAGUCUCAGGCUGGAAAGAGGGGAGGGGAAUUCAUGGAAGAGCCACUUCUUUUUCUCUUAGUUUUAAGGCAGCAAAUGACUUGUCAUCCUCAGGAAAGUUAACAGGCAGGUAUUCCCUCUUUCUCCACCAUUUUCAUAGCUGAGGCAGGACCAGCACUCCUUCAUUUUCACAUACAGUCUCUAGGGCUCCACAUGCUUUCUGUCAAAUGCAAAUGUGAUAUCGCAUCAUGUGAGAGCAGGUAUGGCAGAGGUCAGGGGUGUGGUAUAGAUGAUGGCAACACACCCGACAAAUGCCAGAUAGUAGAAGCCAUGGGGGUCUCCAGGGCAUGGUGUCUGAGGGUCUUUACAGGCCUGCUGGGAGGGAGGUGCUGAGGAGCAUCAGCCUGCUCUAUGAGGAUCUGUACUGCAUUUGAGAAGUGACAUCCUGGACAGACAAGCUCACCCAAACUCCUCUGGAAAGAGCCCAACAAUUUACUUUUAUUUGGAGAAAGAGGACGAGUGUUGGGAUCAAAGCUUGGGGUAAGGCGGUCCCAGAGAGGGGCCCUGGCGUGUGCACUUAGAAAGGAGAGCAGCAGCACAGGGCAUGGGUGGGUCACGCAGGAGGAAGCUCAGAGGGUCCGAAAGCAUGGAAAGAGAAGUGUGGAGGUGUGGACUGACACAGCCACGCUAUUCCAUCCAAGGACGGGAGGUGUCCACUCAAGCGCCAGAUCCGGCAACAGGCAGGGAUCCUCUGCUGGGAGGUAAGUGUGGAUUGUUUCCUUGGAAGUCACAAAUAUGCCAAUAUCGUUAGACUCCGUAACUCAGACUGUAGGACGCCAUCCUAAAGAUGUGUUUUUAAAAUGGGGGUGAAAAAUAAUUUAGAAAGCAUGUUUGUUACAGCUUUAUUUAUAAUGUCGAAAACUUUAAAACAACCCAUAUGACCAAGUGUUGUAGCUGGGAACAGUCCAGUCGGCCUCUACAGUGGGUGGCCAAGAGGCAUUUUCCAUGGUUCAGGAAAUGCUCGCAUGUAAUACGCAGUGGGAACCGCAGGAGACGGCCCCCAGGCUGCAGAAUGAAUUCAAGUGCUUUGGAAACAAUACGUAAUUAUGCUUUGGAAAACACUGGAUGAAAAUGCAACUAGAAUGAUUCUUUUUCACUGUUUUCUGUAUGCUUCGGUGUUUAUGCUUUAAGAUUUUAUUGCUCAUUUAACCAAGAAAAAAAUGACCAAAGACUGGGAAUUUGCAAAUUUGAGGUUUCUUCUGUGCUUCUUGACCAAGUCACUUCUGAUCAUAAGUGAAGCCACAUGACCUUUGGGCAGAAUCCUUGAGUGAAAAGGAAGUGCUGCUGUACCUUUGCAGUUUGUCUUGGGUAUGAGUAUGUUUGUGAGAUGAUGGUUUGCAUCUCUAGAAGGAGAUUUUUCCUAACCAACUUCAUGCGGAUCAGCUGGCUUUUCAGCUAGCUGCCAGCAUGCACAUGUUUCUCUCGGUAAUGUCUUCUAUUUUGAGGUACUCUGUGCUUUACUGGAACUACUAUCUGUUCUUGUAUAUUUCUAGGCAGGCUUUACCAGCUGACGGUGGGUGGAACAUUUCUUGCACCAGCAUCAGAAUAAGCUCGAUCAAGAAUGAUGGUUGGGGAAGGGAGCUGGGGCCAUGCCUUGACUUUCCCGUGGGACUGUGCAGGACAGAGCAGUCAGAUUCUCAGCAGGUGGCACUGCUUAUGGUGGUGAGCUUUCCUUUCCGGACAGCUGGAUGACCCUCCCAUGUUCACAGGCAGACAGCCCCUGUAGGAGGAACCCGUAUACAGUGGUCCCAUCCCGGAGCCUAUGGGUGUUGCCACGCUCCUGGGGUCUCAGUUGCCUCUUGGUGGUUCUAUGAUGGAGAAAUGGCUGGGCCCAGCACCAUGACGUGGGCAGACACAGUGGCUGGAUGGGGCUACCGGGCAACUUGGACUUCAUUUAGCAAGCUCCCAUGACCUGUAGGCUGUGGCUUUUCUCCGAGUCUUUUGUGUGUGGCCCUCAGGGUAGUGGGAGAAAGAGAAGCUACCAUGUUUGGACUGAGGAGUGGGUGGGUUUGCGGCUUGGUGUAGAGUAACAGGCAGGGGAGGUGCAGAGCCGAAGCCCUUUCCCGAGGCCCCUGGAGCCCAUUUGUCCCAGGUGGUGGGGGCUUUGGUUCUCCUCUGGGUGCCUGUGGUGCAGCACGUGUGUGUGCUUGUGCAACUGUGUGCACCCUGGUCAAGUCCCACCUCUUUCAAGCCUUGAUGUCCCCUCUGGAAAGUGGAGACACCAGCACGCAAGGUCCCAAAGUCCCUGUAGCCCCGUGUGUGUGGCGAGCCUAGCCCAGGGCAGCCACACCAAGGCCCCGGUGUCACAGUAUGUUUGCUAUGGCUCCGUCCUCUUGCUCUCUCCUGUGCCCCCACAGAUGUUGCUCUCUCCUGCCCCUCCUGUCUUCCCGACCUGUGUCCUCUGCUGACGCUCCCUGCAGUUUCCCUCCUCCUGCCUGUGCUGUGUGGAGGGUGCACCUCUGAACAUCACACAGCCCUCAGGGUGGCCCUGGGAGUCAGGGUGGUGUCCAUGGUUAGCAUGCUGAGGCCUCACUCUGCUAUGUGGAGGGUGCACCUCUGAACAUCACGCAACCCUCAGGGUGGCCCUGGGAGUCGGGGUGGUGUCCACAGUUAGCAUGCUGAAGUUUCACUCUGCUAUGUGGAGGUUGCACCUCUGAACAUCACGCAGCCCUCGGGGUGGCCCUGGGAGUCAGGGUGGUGUCCACAGUUAGUGUUGAGGCUCCACUCUGUGCUGGUUGCUGGGACUAGAGGGGAAAGUGAGGCAGGGUCUCUGCUCUUAGGCAACAUGGAGCCCACACAGCCUGGUGUGUUGGGGGUGCUGGUUUCAAAGUCAGAUCUGGAUUUGAAUCCCAAAUCUACCUGGUAAAUAACUGCACAACCCUCAGCUCUCUGAGGUGUCAAGUGGGGGCAAUCAUGGUUCUGGCUUUGUUGGGAGACCUCAUGAGAGGGCGAUGCUGGUGCCUGAGGCUCCAGGGCUUGACCUUGUGGAAGCAGUUGUGUGGGAGCGUGCUUUUGUAUUUUGCUAUUAGAGCUUUUAAAAAUCAGGGGAGCUUUAAAAGAUCCUGGUGGUUAGGCCACACCUCUUGUCAAAUCAGAAUUCAGGGGCUGAGGCCAGUGUUAGUAUUUCUAAGACACGGCUGUGGUGAGCCUCAGGAGCUGGGGGCCAAGCUUCUCAGCCUGUGUCAGCAUCACCUGGAGGGCCUGAUGGGCCACAGGUUGCUCGUCCAGCCCAGUUUCUGGUGCACAGUCUGAGCAUCAUCCCUUGAAAACCUCUGGAUGUCAGGGGAAAGAUUGCUGUGACAUCUGGGGUGGGAAAGGAGGAAGCAGAGAACAGGCUGAGCUCGGAGGACAGUGGGAUUUUGCUUUAAGGAUAUUUAAUAAGGUUUGCUUUAUUUCAUAUUGAGGGACGCAUAAUGAAACUCUGGGCAUUGCAGAAUGUGAAGUGCCCAGGAGACACUGAGUUAACUUUCACUUAAAGCUCUUUCACCUCACUUUUCAACCAUGUCUUCACACUCCCCGCCUCUAACUCCCAGGAGAAUUGGAGCACUUCAAAAUGGAUGAAAAUUCAGUCACAGAGGCCUGAAGUUUUGACCCUACUGAGAACAUUCAGGGUGUGAAUAAUGAACUUGGAAGGAGUUUUGAUUGCGGUUUUACUGUGAUUCCUGAAGAGGGGAGGGUUGGUGCUAAUGCUCCUCACUGUGCUGACUGUGGGCUGUGUAUCCACUGUGGUCCUGCAGGCUGAGGCAGCACUUUGCUUUCAGGGCUAGUGGUGUCUGCUUAUCAAGGCCAGGGUGGACACCUGCCUGCAGGAACUGUCCAGAGACAUUGUGCCCCAGAUGCUGAGGAGCCCUGGAGGGACAAGGUUUCUUCUCAUGGGGAAUUCUGGAAAUGUUCUGUUGGAGUUAGUGGAAUGCACAGUUAGGAGAAACGCAGAGCAUGGAUACUGUGCAGACAGAUGAGUACGCUUCCAGGAAAUACGCAUCAGGGAGAAGUCAGAAGACUCAGCCUGGAUUCUCAGUGGCUCCUUGGGUUCACAGCAAACAACAAACACUGACUCCACCCAGUGUGCGCCACUGCUAUGUAGAUGUGUGGACCCUACUUGGAUAUUGAUUCAAGCAAAUUAACUGUAACAUGACUUUUUUUAAUCAAUGGGGAAAAUUUAGCACUGAUUGGAUAUUAGAACAUUAUUAAAGAGCAUUUGCUGUUAAAUAAUUUUUCUGAUGCGAUACUGGGUUUGUGAUGAUAUUUUUAAAAGCCCUCAUGUGGGUUGAGUUGCAGUGAUUCUGGUGCUAUGGGAGAUGGAGGAGGGGGGAUCGCUUGAGUCCAGGAAGUCGAGGCGCUGUACAGUAACCUCUCCCCCAUUGAGAUCCUGCUGUGGCUGCUGAUUCUUCAUCAGCUUCCAACCUGUCUCAUCAGGAGUGGACUCAGUCCUCCUCUGUACAGUAGCCUCUCCUGCAUUGAGGUCCCGCUGUGGCUGCUGCUUCUCAAUUGCCUUCCACCCCGUCUCAUCAGGAGUGGACUCAGUCCUCCUCUGUACAGUAGCCUCUCCUGCAUUGAGGUCCCACCGUGGCUGCUGCUUCUCAAUUGCCUUCCACCCCGUCUCAUCAGGAGUGGACUCAGUCCUCCUCUGUGCAGCCCCUGUGGUGCUCCCUGCACUGUAAGGUGAGGAUGCUCCUCUUAAUUCUCCUACAUCCUAGUCUGUGUCAGCCAACAUUUUGUUUUCACACUGUCAAGUUAAAAGCAUCAUACCGAGCCCUGCAGCUGCAGUGACCAGCAGAUCCUCGGGCUGCUCCAGUGUUGCAGCUGUGCUAGUGUUGAUUGCAGACAAGCCAGAUGGGGCCCUCUGCACCCCUGAGCCACUCAGAGGAGAAGGCUUUUUGUGCAGUUCCAAGAUUUAUCCUUCAGCAGCCGCCCCAGAUGUGCCACUUCGAAGUGUGGUGUUGGGACCUUUUCUUCUUGCAUAGUUUUUCCUUGUAUUUCCCAAAGGGUCACUUUCUUUCCUUAGUGUCUCCCUCCUCAUCCCCUCCUGAUCUCACUCACACCACCUGUCUUAUUGAGCCCCCCAGACCCAGAGGUGUCUGCUGGAAUCCUGGCUCUCCAGCCCAAGGUCACCUCAAGAUGCCACAGUCUGUGAGUGGGAAGGGAGGCUGCCUGGGACGAGGCUGCAGGGGCAGGUGUGUUGCAUGCUGAGAGCUCCUGGCUGGACCAGGGAGAAUGAGGAAGGCCUUGAGGGGCCUCGUGAAGGUGAACCUGGCAGGUCCGUGGUCUCGAUUGGGAGAUGGGGAGGACCCACUGGGCAGGGGAGAGAGUGCUUCUGGAUGUUUAAACCUUCUGGAAGGUUUAAUUCUGUAAAGAUAUCAAUUCUCUCUGAAUAAACCUAUACAUAUAAGUUAUCACAACACAUUUUUUUUUUGAAAUUAAGCAAACUAGCUUUAAAGUCCAGGUUCAGACACAAAUAUCAGACUAAACAGAAAAGUUGUGAAAAAGAGAAGUUGUGUGUGGGGCAUUGAGUCUUGCACACUCAGUGCUUUGCAGUGAUGGGACAUUUAAGCCAGAGUGGGGAACAGACGGGCAGAUUGAAGGGAAAGAAUAGAAGGCCUAGAAAUAGACCCAAAUGCGUACUGGUAUUUGGUAUAUGAUAAUGAUGACAUUUUAAAUCAGUGGGGAAAAGAUGUAUUAUUCAGUAAUGAUUUGGGGACAACUGGCCAGACAUUUGGAAAAUAUAUAGCUGGGUCCCUCCCAAACUCCUUACCCCAAAAUAAAAUCCAGAUGGCACAUAGACUUAAAAAUAUAAUGGAAUUUUACAAGUACUGGAAGAAAAUGUGGGGGAAUUUUUAAUAAUUUUGAGAGGGAAUUAAUUUUUUAAAGGAAGACAGCCCAAUAUUUAAGAAAAUUAAAAUUCACAUAACUUGAACUCACUAGCCUGACUUCUGGGAAGUUAUGUGAUGAAUAUGUUCAGGCAUGGAUGUAAAGAACCAGAGGAACAAUGAUUCUGUGAAACAUUAUAACAGGAAGACCCACAAGCAUUCUAAACACCCUUCAGACAUCAUGAUAGGAAGACCCACAGGCAUUCUAAACACCUUUCUGACAUGUCAGGAAGACCCACAGGCAUUCUAAACACCCUUCAGACGUCACGACAGGAAGACCCACAGGCAUUCUAUACACCCUUCAGACAUCACAAUAGGAAGAUCCACAGGCAUUCUAAACACCUUUCUGACAUCAUGACAGGAAGACCCACAGGCAUUCUAAACACCCUUUAGACAUGACAGGAAGACCCACAGGCAUUCUAAACACCCUUCAGACGUCACGACAGGAAGACCCACAGGCAUUCUAAACACCCUUCAGACGUCACGACAGGAAGACCCACAGGCAUUCUAAACACCCUUCAGACGUCACGACAGGAAGACCCACAGGCAUUCUAAAUACCCUUCAGACGUCACGACAGGAAGACCCACAGGCAUUCUAAACACCCUUCAGACGUCACGACAGGAAGACCCACAGGCAUUCUAAACACCUUUCUGACAUGACAGGAAGACCCACAGGCAUUCUAAACACCUUUCUGACAUGACAGGAAGACCCACAGGCAUUCUAAACACCUUUCUGACAUGACAGGAAGACCCACAGGCAUUCUAAACACCCUUCAGACAUCAUGACAGGAAGACCCACAGGCAUUCUAAACACGCUUCAUGCUGUGGUUCAGCAUCAAGAUGCAGUUACAUAGAUGUGCUGACACAGAAAGACCUUAAGACACUUUGAAAGGAAAAAGGAAGAUGAGAACAGCUGGAAUCCACAUUAGAAGAAAAUGAACCUGGACCAAGUUUCUUUCAGAGACACCAGCUCCUAUACUUGUGGGUGUGAAAGGCAAGACUAUAAAGGUUUUCAGCAGAUAAGAUAAUGUUUUCAUGACUUCAGGGUGGAGAGGAAGGUUUUGAGACAGGACACAAAAAGUACUAAUCCCAAAGGAAAUGAAUGACUGAUAAUUUCAAUUAUAUUCAAAUCAAGAAUAACUCUUAGUAAAAGUUAAUUAAAAGGCAAGUCACAGAAUGGGAGACAAUGUUUUCAACACAUGUAACCAUCAAAGAUCUCAUGUUUGAAACAGAGAGAACCCUGACAAAUCACUGAGAAAAAGACAACCAAGGAAACAUUUGCAAAACAUUUAAGCAAGAAAUUCUAAGGUGAAAAUUCAAAUGACUGAGAAAUAUGUAAAAUGGUCUUCAACUUAAUUAUUAAAUUGGAGCGAUGAAGAUGGAAGCCGUAUGAGCUUUAGUGGCUCACCUACUAGACUGGAAAAAACCUGAAGCGCCAACUCCAGGUGUGGCUGUGACGUGGGCCGGGAGUUCCUGCACCUGGCAGUGAUACACAACAUCUGAGCUCCUUGGGGGUGUGGACCGUGGGUGGGCGGCUGUUGUCUUGCAAUGCUGCAGAGGGGUGUUUGCUGUGGCUGAGAGUUCGCUCCUGGGCCUCCACGCAGCAGAAGCACAUGCACGAAUUGUCAGGGACACAUGCAAGGAAGCACGCAGGUGGCGUCGUUCAGUCUUCCCAGGCUGGGUGUGACCCACAUGUUCUUCUGUGGUAGAGGAGAGGAAGUAGAUUAUAUUAUUUUCAUACAGUGGAACGAUGGAAUUUAGCCAUGACAGGGCGACUCAGAUCGUCUCACAGACAUGAAGCUGAGUGAAAGAAGUAAGGUGUGACAGACGACAGGCCCCGUGAAUUCAGUGCAGAGGCAGGCGCGGCCGUGAGGACACUUCCACCUAGUUGGGGUAGCUCCCCAUGAAGGCACAGCAGGGGUGGGGGUUCUGGCUGCUGGUGGGAUGAUUUCUUGAGUGGGGAUUGGAUGAAUAUUCACUUAAUAUUGUUUGCUAUACUAUGUGUUUUUGUGCACAUUUUUCUAUGUCUACUUAUGAAGUUAAAAACAAGAAUGUAUCUCAAUUGUGUUUCACGUGUGUGUGUGUGUGUGUCCUUGUGUGUGGGAAGACAUUCUCUGAGGCAGCUGUUAUGGACUGAAUGCAUCUCCUUGAAAUCAGUGUGUAGAAGGCCAAACCCUCAGUGGAUGGUGCUGGGAGGAGAGGCCUUUGGGAAGUGAUUAGGUUAGGUGGGGUCUUGAGGGUGCGGCUCCUGUGAUGGCAUCAGUACUCUCGUAAGAAGAGGCAGAGUCUCCUUUCUCCUCCAUGUGAAGACACAGUGAGAAGCCACGCUGAGGCCUCACCAGAGCUGACCGUGCUGGCACCACAUCCCAGACUUCCAGCCUCCAGGCCGUGAGGACAUUUCCGCGUGAGUCGCCCAGUCUGCGGCACUGCAGCAUCCUCACCAGAUUCGUCUGUGCUGACGCCACCUUUGUUUUGCUGUAGUACAGCAACGUUUAGGGUAGCUCUAGCUUUGCCAUUCACUUAACUUUGGAAAGCAAAUAUUUUAGGAAGAAAAGGAGGUUUAGUCUUUCUGUUUGCCAGGAAAAUCGCAAAGGAUGGUGUCAGUGCAGGGGCUGCGGGAAACUGAUGUGUGACAUGCGGGCCUGCUGGAGCGCCGAGCUGUCCCUCCUCCUGGCUCCAUUACCACUCUGAAGUGGCGUCGAUGAGUUUGGACAUCACCAAAGCAAAGAAGUAAGAGCUGAACUCCUCCAAACGUUGGUGACCUUGAAUUAAGGCCUCAUGCCUUCUCUUCUGCCUGUUGUGUUCGGACUUGGCCUGUUCUGUAUGUCUUGCUGUUGUGGGGACCUGUGCAUCUUCUUUUGCUGACAUUCCUCUCUCUUCAAGCAAACUGAACUCUAGCCAAGUUGUGUCUGCGGCUGCUCCAGGGGGGGCCCUGUGGGCCACCCACCCAAUCCUGCCCUUGGGCUAGCCCUUGCUUCUUCUGGAAGGUUCCUGAGCUUGGGUUGUGGGCUUGACAUGUAUCUGGAAUGGUUGGUUUUGGUGUCUUUCACUGCAGACACCAUCCCUACCCCAUGCACAACCUGGGAGAAAACGGACAUUGUUUUCAUGUUAGUUGGGAGGGAAGAGAAGUCAGGGUUACUUUUCCUCUGGUGUGAAAGUCCCUAGACCCUAAACAUACCCUGUUGUCCACAGCUGGUCCCGUAUCCCACAGAGGAUCCUGGAAUCCAGCUGAGUGGGCACGUGUUGCCUAUCACAGCCCUUCAUGUGCUGAACAUCUGUUGAGGGGAGGCAGGGGGUAUCACCUUACUUCCAUCCUGGACGUCACAGUGACACAAAGUACAAAGUGCCAUGCCCUUCCUCCUCACAGAUACAUGGUGUCCCACUGGUCUCCUAACCACCCAAUGCCAUUGCUCCUGAUUGUUGGAAAUGCUUGUGGGGCAGGAGUGCCUGGACGGUCCAGUCUUGUUCUAGUGGCUGAACUUGAAUGGGGUUGCCUUGAACCCAUCUUAGGCUGGAAAUGCCCCCAGCAUCACACCAGGGAAACUCCCUGGGGCCUGCCCUGGGAGUCCUGGGAAAUACUUCUAGGGUCAGCUCUGACCUCAAGGUGGGACUGCCCCAUGCCCUUGGCCCGGGAGUGGGGCUGCAGGAGAAACCCCGCCUGCUGCAGCCCUCCCAUCUGAGGGGUUCCCCUGGGAGUCUCAAAUCCAGCAUCAGGCUCCAGUGAAGAUUCAGCUUCUCUGGAUGGGGACCCCCACCACACCCCACCCCCUGCACUAUGGUGCUGCCCAGGCCUGGGUCUGUGGAGACUCCUGUUUGCCUCUGGCCUGAUGAAAGCAGUGUGGACACCAACCCUCCUCCUCCUCCUCCUCCUCCUCCUCCUCCUCCUCCUCCUCCUCCUCAGAUCUCUUCUCUUUGUGAGGGGUUUUCAUGGUAACUUACUGUUUUCUCUAAUUAAGAAUAACACAUGGCUAUUAUCAAACAUUUAGGAAAUGUAAAGAAUAAUAAAAUAAUGUUACUGUUCUGAUGUGUAUCCUUCUAAGUAGGCUUCUUGCUGUGUUUUUGUUUUUUUAGCUGUUUCUUCAUUUUGUUUUUUUUUUAAAUUUUUUAUUGCAUUUUAGAUUUUGGGGUACAUGUGCAGAACAUGCAAGACAGUUGCAUAGGUACACACAUGGCAGUGUGUUUUGCUUCCUUUCUCCCCUUCACCCACAUUUGGCAUUUCUCCCCAGGCUAUCCCUCCCUACCUCCCCCUCCCGCUGGCCCUCCCCUUUUUCUCCCAAUAGAUCCCAGUGUUUAGUACUCCCCUCCCUGGGUCCAUGUGUUCUCGUUUUUCAUCACCCGCCUAUGAGUGAGAAUAUGCGGUAUUUCAUUUUCUGUUGUUGUGUCAGUUUGCUGAGAAUGAUGUUCUCCAGAUUCAUCCAUGUCCCUACAAACAAUACAAACUCAUCAUUUCUGAUUGCUGCAUAAUAUUCCAUGGUGUAUAUGUGCCACAUUUUCCCAAUCCAGUCUAUCAUCAAUGGGCAUUUGGGUUGAUUCCAGGUCUUUGCUAUUGUAAACAGUGCUGCAGUGAACAUUCAUGUGCAUGUGUCCUUAUAGUAGAACGAUUUAUAUCCUUUGGAUAUAUACCCAGUAAUGGGAUUGCUGGGUCAAAUGGAAUUUCUAUUUCUAAGGCCUUGAGGAAUCGCCACACUGUCUUCCACAAUGGUUGAACUAAUUUACACUCCCACCAACAGUGUAAAAGUGUUCCUUUUUCUCCACAUCCUCUCCAGCAUCUGUUGUCUCCAGAUUUUUUAAUGAUAGCCAUUCUAACUGGCGUGAGAUGGUAUCUCAAUGUGGUUUUGAUUUGCAUCUCUCUGAUGACCAGUGACGAUGAGCAUUUUUUCAUAUGAUUGUUGGCCUUAUAUAUGUCUUCUUUCUUAAAGUGUCUGUUCAUAUCCUUUGCCCAUUUUUAAAUGGGCUGGUUUUUUUUCUGUAAAUCUGUUUGAGUUCUUUGUAAAUUCUGGAUAUCAGCCCUUUGUCAGAUGGGUAAACUGCAAAAAUUUUUUCCCAUUCUGUUGGUUGCCGAUUCACUCUAGUGACUGUUUCUUUUGCCAUGCAGCAGCUGUGGAGUUUCAUUAGGUCCCAUUUGUCUAUUUUGGCUUUUGUUGCCAAUGCUUUUGGUGUUUUGUUCAUGAAGUCCUUGCCUACUCCUAUGUCCUGGAUGGUUUUGCCUAGAUUUCCUUCUAGGGUUUUUAUGGUGCCAGGUCUUAUGUUUAAGUCUUUAAUCCAUCUGGAGUUAAUUUUAGUGUAAGGUGUCAGGAAGGGGUCCAGUUUCUGCUUUCUGCACAUGGCUAGCCAGUUUUCCCAACACCAUUUGUUAAACAGGGAAUCCUUUCCUCAUUGCUUGUUUUUGUCAGGUUUAUCCAAGAUUGUAUGGUUGUAGAUAUGUUGUGUUGCCUCCGGUGCCUCUGUUUUGUUCCAUUGGUCUAUAUCUCUGUUUUGGUACCAGUACCAUGCUGUUUUGAUGACUGUAGCCUUGUAGUAUAGUUUGAAAUCCGGUAGUGUGAUGCCCCCCGCUGUGUUCUUUUUGCUUAGAAUUGACUUGGCUAUGUGGGCUCUCUUUUGGUUCCAUAUGAAGUUCAUGGUGGUUUUUCCCAGUUCUGUGAAGAAAGUCGAUGGUAGCUUGAUGGGGAUAGCGUUGAUUCUGUAAAUUACUUUGGGCAGUAUAGCCAUUUUCACGAUAUUAAUUCUUCCUAACCAUGAACAUGGACUGUUUCUCCAUCUGUAUGUGUCCUCUCUUAUUUCAUUGAGCAGUGGUUUGUAGUCUUCCUUGAAGAGGUCCCUUACGUUCCUUGUGAGUUGUAUUCCUAGGUAUUUUAUUCUCUUUGUAGCAAUUGUGAAUGGCAGUUCGUUCUUGAUUUGGCUUUCUUUAAGUCUGUUAUUGGUGUAGAGGAAUGCUUGUGAUUUUUGCACAUUGAUUUUAUAUCCUGAGACUUUGCUGAAGUUGCUCAUCAGUUUCAGGAGUUUUUGGGCUGAGGUGAUGGGGUCUUCUAGGUAUACUAUCAUGUCGUCUGCAAAUAGAGACAAUUUGGCUUCCUCCUUUCCUAUUUGAAUACCCUUUAUUUCUUUUUCUUGCCUGAUUGCUCUGGCUAGAACUUCCAGUACUAUAUUGAAUAGGAGUGGUGAAAGAGGGCAUCCUUGUCUAGUGCCAGAUUUCAAAGGGAAUGCUUCCAGUUUUUGCCCAUUCAGUAUGAUAUUGGCUGUUGGUUUGUCGUAAAUAGCUUUUAUUACUUUGAGAUACGUUCCAUCGAUACCGAGUUUAUUGAGGGUUUUUAGCAUAAAGGGCUGUUGAAUUUUGUCAAAUGCCUUCUCUGCGUCAAUUGAGAUAAUCAUGUGGUUUUUGUUUUUGGUUCUGUUUAUGUGGUGAAUUACGUUGAUAGACUUGCAUAUGUUGAACCAGCCUUGCAUCCCCGGGAUGAAUCCUACUUGAUCAUGAUGAAUAUGUUUUUUGAUUUGCUGUUGCAAUCGGCUUGCCAAUAUUUUAUUGAAGAUUUUUGCAUCUAUGUUCAUCGUGGAUAUUGGCCUGAAGUUUUCUUUUCUUGUUGGGUCUCUGCCGGGUUUUGGUAUCAGGAUGAUAUUGGUCUCAUAAAAUGAUUUGGGAAGGAUUCCCUCUUUUUGGAUUAUUUGGAAUAGUUUCAGAAGGAAUGGUACCAGCUCCUCUUUGUGCGUCUGGUAGAAUUCGGCUGUGAACCCAUCUGGACCUGGGCUUUUUUUGUGUGGUAGGCUCUUAAUUGCUGCCUCGACUUCUGACCUGGUUAUUGGUCUAUUCAUAGUUUCAGCUUCCUCCUGGUUAAGGCUUGGGAGGACGCAGGAGUCCAGGAAUUUAUCCAUUUCUUCCAGGUUUACUAGUUUAUGUGCAUAGAGUUGUUUGUAAUAUUCUCUGAUGAUGGUUUGAAUUUCUGUGGAAUCUGUGGUGAUUUUUCCUUUAUCAUUUUUUAUUGCAUCUAUUUGGUUGUUCUCUCUUUUCUUUUUAAUCAAUCUGGCUAGUGGUCUGUCUAUUUUGUUGAUCUUUUCAAAAAACCAGCUCUUGGAUUUAUUGAUUUUUUGGAGGGUUUUUCGUGUCUCAAUCUCCUUCAGUUCAGCUCUGAUCUUAGUUAUUUCUUGUCUUCUGCUGGGUUUUGAGUUUUUUUGAUCUUGCUCCUCUAGCUCUUUCAAUUUUGACGAUAGGGUGUCAAUUUUGGAUCUCUCCAUUCUCCUCAUAUGGGCACUUAUUGCUAUAUAUUUUUCUCUAGAAACUGCUUUAAAUGUGUCCCCGAGAUUCUGGCAUGUUGUGUCUUUGUUCUCAUUGGUUUUGAAGAACUUCUUUAUUUCUGCCUUCAUUUCAUUGUUUACCCAGUCAACAUUCAAGAGCCAGUUGUUCAGUUUCCAUGAAGCUGUGCGAUUCUGGGUUGGUUUCUGAAUUCUGAGUUCUAACUUGAUUGCACUAUGGUCUGAGAGACUGUUUGUUAUGAUUUCAGUUGUUUUGCAUUUGCUGAGGAGUGCUUUACUUCCAAUUAUAUGGUCAAUUAUGUGGUGCUGAGAAGAAUGUAUAUUCUGUGGAUUUGGGAUGGAGAGUUCUGUAAAUGUCUAUCAGGUUUGCUUGCUCCAGGUCUGAGUUCAAGCGCUGGAUAUCCUUGUUGAUUUUCUGUCUGGUUGAUCUGUCUAAUAUUGACAGUGGAGUGUUAAAGUCUCCCACUAUUAUUGUGUGGGAGUCUAAGUCUCUUUGUAAGUCAUUAAGAACUUGCCUUAUGUGUCUGGGUGCUCCUGUGUUGGGUCCAUAUAUGUUUAGGAUCGUUAGCUCUUCUUGUUGUAUCGAUCUUUUUACCAUUAGGUAAUGGCCUUCUUUGUCUCUUUGGAUUUUUGUUGCUUUAAAGUCUAUUUUCUCAGAGAUGAGAAUUGCAACUCCUGCUUUUUUUUGCUGUCCAUUUGCUUGGUAAAUCUUCCUCCAUCCCUUUAUUUUGAGCCUUUGUGUAUCCUUGCAUGUGAGAUGGGUUUCCUGGAUACAGCACACUGAUGGGUUUUGGAUUUUCAUCCAAUUUGCCAGUCUGUGUCUUUUGAUUGGUGCAUUUAGUUUAUUUACAUUAGCGUUAAUAUUGUUGUGUGUGAAUUUGAUACUGCCAUUUUGAUGCUAGCUGGCUGUUUUGCUUGUUAGUUCUUGUAGAUUCUUCAUUAUGUUGAUGCUCUUUAGCAUUUAGUGUGAUUUUGGAAUGGCUGGUACUGGUUGUUCCUUUCUAUGUGUAGUGCCUCUUUCAGGAGCUCUUGUAAAGCAGGCCUAGUGGUGACAAAAUCUCUGAGUACUUGCUUGUUCGCAAAGGAUUUUAUUUUUCCUUCACUUCUGAAGCUCAGUUUGGCUGGAUAUGGAAUUCUGUGUUGAAAGUUCUUUUCUUUAAGGAUGUUGAAUAUUGGCCCCCACUGUCUUCUGGUUUGUAGUGUUUCUGCCGAGAGAUCUGCUGUGAGUCUGAUGGGCUUCCCUUUGUGGGUGACCUGACCUUUCUCUCUGGCUGCCCUUAGUAUUUUCUCCUUUAUUUCAACCUUGUUGAAUCUGACGAUUAUGUGCCUUGGGUUGCUCUUCUUGUGGAAUAUCUUUGUGGUAUUCUCUGUAUUUUCUGCAUUUGAGUGUUGGCCUGUCUUGCUAGGUGGGGGAAAUUUUCCUGGAUAAUGUCCUGAAGAGUAUUUUCCAGUUUGGAUUCAUUCUCUUCAUCCCCUUCUGGUACACCUAUCAAACAUAGGUUAGGUCUCUUCACAUAAUCCCACAUUUCUUGGAGAUUUUGUUCAUUCCUCUUUGUGCUUUUCUCUCUGAUCUUGGUUUCUCGUUUUAUUUCAUUGAGUUGAUCUUCGACGUCUGAUAUUCUUUCUUCUGCUUGGUCAAUUCGGCUGUUGAAACUUGUGCAUGCUUCGCGAAGUUCUCAUAUUGUGUUUUUCAUCUCCUUUAAUUCAUUCAUAUUCCUCUCUAAGUUAUCCAUUCUUUUUAUCAUUUUCUCAAAUCUUUUUUCAAGGUUCUUAGUUUCUUUGCAUUGCUUUAAAACAUGUUCUUUUAGCUCACAAAAGUUUCUCAUUAUCCACCUUCUGAAGUCUAAUUCCAUCAUUUUGUCACAGUCAUUCGCCAUCCAGCUUUGUUCCCUUGCUGGUGAGGAGUUUUGGUCCUUUCUAGGAGGCGAGGUGUUCUGGUUUUGGGUGUUUUCUUUUUUUUUUGCGCUGGUUUCUUCCCAUCUUUGUGGAUUUAUCCACCUGUCGUCUGUGUAGUUGCUGACUUUUCGAUUGGGUCUCUGAGUGGACACCCAGUUUGUUGAUGAUGAAAUAUUUCUGUUACUUGGUUUUCCUUCUACCAGUCUAGCCCCUCCACUGUACGACUGCUGAGGUCCACUCCAGGCCUUGCUUGUCUGGGGUGCACCUAUAGUAGCUGCGUAACAGUGAGGGAUGCUACCAGUUUCUUCUUCUGCUAUCUUUGUCCCAGGAUGAUGCCUGCCAAAUGUCAGUCUUAUGGAUAUAGAGGGGUCAGGGAGCUGCUUGAGGAGACAGUCUGUACUUUAUAGGAGCUCAAGUGCUGAGCUGUGAGCUCUGUUGUUCAUUCAGGGCUGUUAGGCUGCUACGUUUAAUUCUGCUGCAGCUGAACUCAUAAAAAAAAUUUUUUUUUUUCUCAGAUGCUCUGUCUCGGGGGGAGGGGGGGUUAGGGCUUUUUUUGUGAGUGUCCGUUGUGCUGUCCUGCCCAGCUAGGAGGCAGUCUAGUCACUAUUUGCCUGCCGAGGCUCCGCCCUGCUGGUGUGAGGUUCGCCCUGUUGCUGCAGGCUUUGCUGUGCUGCUGAGGUCUCCGCCCUGCUGCCAUGGGCUACGCCCUGCGGUGGAGUCUCUCUGUUGUAGCGGGUUGCCUCAGCAAUGGCAGGCUGCAUCAGCAAUGGGCGUGUACCUCAGUAGGGGCGGACUGCCUCGGUAAUGGCAGACGCCACUCCCCCACUGAGCUGCACCGUCCUGGGUUCAGCUGUGCCCGCACCCGGAGCAUUUGGAAUUGCGGUUUUGUUUGUCCCACUGCGCUACCCCAAACGCUGCUUCUCUGAAAUCUCCUGGGCUGGCUCACUAUCCAAGUCCCGUUCAGUCUCAAGUUCAGCCCUCUCAAAUCUCAGAUUGCUGGUGUAACAGGGCACCCGGACCAGUGCUGUUUGUGUGGAGCUCUGUGUAGCGCUGCUGCGCUACAGUGCCGGCCAAAACCUCUGCCUUGCGUCCUGCAUCUCUUUUAUACCUGGGAAUUUCCUUGUUUUGUGGGCAACAAAGAUCCGUCUGGAAAUGCGGCCCUGACUCACCCUCUCCGCGCAUUCACCGAGAGCUUCAAUCCUGGGUUGUUCUCACCGCACCAUCUUGAGUACCCCCUCUCGCUGUGUUCUAAGGAUGAUUCUCAGACACCUGGCUUGCUGCUGUGCCUGGGCCACUCUGCUGGGGGAGUGGGGUUGCUGACACCCCUUUUGGCUUCCCUGUGAGCUGCAUCCUGGGAGCAGUCCCAGAAAGUGGCCUGGGCAUGGAGCAGCCUGAGUUAGUGGGGCACGCCACACUGGGCUUGCCUUUGCCCUCGGCAGUGAGGCCUUUUGCUGCCCUCCUGAGCCGGCACGUGGCCUGGCCCAGUAUCCUCAGGUGGACGAUGAUGCUGGGCUGAGGGCCCCUGUUAUGCUGGCAUGCAUCCUGUGCCGUAUGGCUGGGCAGCAUGGCCAGGAGGCUGGUGUGGCAAGACCAUGGCCUCACCCCCUUGUCAUUUCAACCCACUCUGAGAUGCCUUUGUGGAUGGCAGCAGGGGCUCCAGCACUGCCCCGCUCUCAGCCCUGCUGGUGCCUAUGCCCGCACACCCACACAAAGAGGCCAGCUCUCCAGCCACGGGCAGUUCAUCUUUACUGCUUGCAGCUUGACGCUGCCCACCACCGGCCUUGGCCUCAGAGGGGUGUUGGCUUUCCUGGGACUGGCAGGAUGUGGGGCAGGCCAGGCACCCAGACAGGUGGCUUUGUUUCCUGUAGCAGUGGGGAAGAGGUUGCUGGUGGUGGGAGCAAGCCGGGCGGGUCGGCCUCAUCCGGCUGUGUGGGCAGCAUCUGUGUGGCUGAGCCUUGGGGCUCCCUGGGGCCCUGCCGCUUUGGGGCAGCCUGGCUGGGCAGGCGGUGCUGCCCUCGGCUGGGUCUGUCAGGGCUUAAUUACAGAGACAGCUCUUGUUUGCUAUGGUAGUUACUAGCUGCCUUCUUCUUCUUUUUGGUGCCAAAGAAUUCCAUUUGGGGAAUUUAUACAGCCAAUUAGGUAUUUAGCUCACGGCAAUUAAUGGCUGGAAUGCAAGCAUUAGCUAAAACCGAAAUUGGAAUUCACACAUCCACGCAUUUGCUUCUCGGUGGAGGCUGCAGGGAUGCACUAAGCAUUGUCUGGGGAGCCAGGAGAGGACGCCCGGGCUGCACCCCAGAUUGGCUGUGGAUUCCUGGUUCUGUCCUUGCGUGGGAAGGAGUGUCUCAGUUUUUCAGGGCAAUGUUUUACAAUCAGUUUGACACUCAGAGGCCAUCAUGGUCCCCCUGGAGCUGCUGUUGGCCUGCUGCACCUGGUGUUUGAGCUAUGUCCUUACUGGGCAUACAGGUCACUGCCUCCAUGUCUUUCAAAGCCCCCCGUGGGCUUCUGGUCAUAUUGGGAUGCGCCUCGAAAGUGGCGGGAGCCAUGAUGCUGUGAGACCAGGAGCUGGGAGGCGGCAGGUCGGCCCUGUCUUCAGUCCACAGAAGCCAGAAUUGAGAUGGGUUCCAGAUGUUGUGGGUGCCCUGGACAGUCAGCUGUGCGACCACCCAGCUUGCCCAAUGGUGGGAAGAGGCUGGGGCUGCCAUGGGACUGGCUUCCCCAAGACAGGGAGCAGUGGGAUGAAACCAGACAAUAAAACCUAGUGAUUUUCUCAUGGCCAACCAAAUAAUCUCUGAGGAAAUCAGCCCAGGCACCAUUUGGAUUUCAAGCUGCUCCGUGUGCCCAUGGCAGGCCAGGCAGAACCCGGGUGGGGACUGCCUCCCCAGGGCGGCUUGCAGGUGGCUCAGGUGGGGCUCACGGCAGAUCUUCAUCAUGAGUGUGCCCAGCACAGGCCGACCCUGGCAACAGCUCAUACUCGCCUAGGAAUUUCCACAUUAAAAUAGAAUUGAAAAUAUUCAAUUUAAUGUAAAAUUAAAAUGUAGCUUUUUCUUACCUAUAGCUUAUAGAUCAGGGGCAAUUUUUUCUCUGUCUCUUACACAUUCAGGCACACGUCCUCCACAUGAACAGUCCCUCAGCCCCUAAAUGGUUUGCAAGGACAGACUGUGCCUGGGAAGACCUGGGGCGAGCUGGGAAUCUGGACUCUGGGUGACUGUGUCAUGGUGGGCUGGGUGGGACAGGAGCCUGGGGUGCUGGAGUGCCAGGGUUUACCUGCCCAUGCUGAGUCUCCUGGCUUCUUGUGUGGGGUGGUCUGAGGGCAACCCAGAGGCUUCUGAACGCUGACGUGGUCUUGCCAGUGCCCGCUGCCAAGAUGAUGUGUCUGCUGCUCUGUGGCUCACUGGAACAGGAGGAGGUGGGAGAGGGAGCCGUCCAGGGCAGAGGAGGGACAGGCUAACUCCAGGCAGAGCCGCCUCUCAAGGACCCGUGGCCCCACCAGGCAGCACAAACCCCAAGAUGGGGCAGGAGGCUGUUCCCUCGACAAGCAGUGGGCAGGCGUCUGCGUUCACUCUUCCUUUGGUGCUGAGAGCAACCUCAGGGCUGAGCUGUCACACAAGCCUCAGGUCCCCUCUCUUCUCUGGCACCCCUCACCAUUCAGUGGGAGAGGGCAGGGACCCUGAACAGGUGCUACUGAGAGGAGGAACAGGUGCUGCUGGAAUUACACCCAGGAACAGGUAUGAGUUGCACCCAGGACUCGGGGUAGGGCACCACAUGGGAGCAGCUCUGCCCCUGGCCGUCCCAGGCAGUCCCGUUGCUGGUGGUCCACUCUGACCCCCAUCACCUGGACAAGGACUCCCAGAGACUCGCAUGGUAGAGGAAGCUCCUGUGUGAUUCGCCUGCUAGCCGCAGGCCUUGUCACCCUCUCUGCUGAGUCUUACUCUUAGGAAGGGGUCUUGUGGGUGCCCCUAGUAGGAGGAGGAGGCUCACCCAGGUGGGGACAAGGAGCUCACAUGCUUGGUGGGAAGAUUCGCCCCACACCGCUCCCCGUGUCAGGGAGAUUCGCCCCGGGCCGCUCCCCCUGUAGGAAAAAUUCACCUUGUGCCGCUCCUCCUGCUUCCUCUCCUCCCUGAGGCCUCCUGGCAGCCGAGUAGGCUUAGUAUUCAGCCUGAGAGCUGCACAAUGUGACUGACCAUGCGGGGGGCAGCCCCCAGCGCAUAAUUACAGACCUGUCAGUGGGAAAACGGUCUCGUUAAUUCUCUGUUGAUUGAUUUCAGCCUUUCCCCAGAAAUCAAGUUUUUCUAUUGAUUUGAUAUAAACCUACCCCUUGGAUUGCAACUGAGUCUGGCAACUCAGGCAAGAGGUGGCCACUUUGCAGCCUUCUGAGCCUUCGGGGAGUGGUCAUGCUUGGCACUGCCCUGGAGCCACAGGAGCCUUUGCCCGAGCCGUGGAAGAUGGGGUCGCAUGUCCUCUGCAGACUCCGCUCCUGCCUCUGCCCACAAAGACCCACUCCCCCAGUGACCUGUGGCCACCUAGUGGGGACAGGACAUUUGCAGUGUGCUUGUUGACCAGCUUAAGAGGCGUUCUGAUUUAAAGGGAACAAAAAAGUUUUAUUUUUUUAAAGAUACUUAUUUAUGUUCCUGAAAAGGCUUCUGUCUGCUUUAGUACUGUCUUUCUAGGGCAAAGACUAUGCUCUAGAUUUAUAAAUGUUUCUUUUAACUCACUAUUGUGCCCAUUUGCUUGGAGGCCCUGUCCUCCUCUUGUCCUCCAUAAGGCAAGAAUGGUGGAAGGAGAUAAAAAAUCUGUUCUAACUUUUCCUAAAAUGGAAGUGUGUCAUUUUAUUUUCUGACAAAAAAGGAAACAUACAUUCCCUCCUGUGCCUUUUUUAUAUACAUGUUUCCUGUUACUAGAAUCGAAGCGCACCAAAGGGGAGGAAGCAGGCGGAGCACUGCACGGCUGGGGAGUGCACAAAGGUACAAGGCACAAAUCAAAAUCACCGCCUGAGGGUCCUAAAGCCCCAAGAUAAUCCUUGUGAAGAUCAUUCAGCUAAAUGUCUUUUUAGAUGCUUUUCUGGGCACAAACACACACACCAAAAAUAGAAUCCUGUACUUCUGCAAAUUUUUCUUAUCACUUGCCAAAUAUAGACUGUCUUACUUCUGAAUGCUGAGUGGUAUUCCGGGUUGAAUACUGAUACAUGGUAUCCGUUGCAUGCAGGUGCCAUCAUGUGUUGAACCAGCCCUCUAGUGGAGAAAAUGUAGGCUGCAGUGUUUCUCCACCAUGCAGAUGAUAACCAUGAAUAGAUAACCGGUCACUUUCAGCCCUCGCAUGUGUGCAUAUGGGGAAUGCAAGCAUUCCAGGGUUCUCAGGCUCAGCCUCCUUAGACAUCAUAUGAUGACAUUCUCUGCUCAUCUUUUUAAUCAUGUCAGGUGAUCAGAGAAUGAUUUCCUUGCCACCAUCACCACCACUGCCAUCACCAUUGUCACCAUCACCACCACCAUCACAACUGCCACCACCAUCACUAUCACCACCACUGCCAUCACCAUUGCCACCAUCACCACCACCAUCACAACUGCCACCACCAUCACUAUCACCACCACUGCCAUCACCAUUGCCACCAUCACCACCACCAUCACAACUGCCACCACCAUCACUAUCACCACCACUGCCAUCACCAUUGCCACCAUCACCACCACCAUCACAACUGCCACCACCAUCACUAUCACCACCACUGCCAUCACCAUCACUACUAUCAUUACCACUGUCACCACUGUUGCUACCACCCCAUCACUACCACUACCACCACCAUCACCACCCUCAUCACCAUCACUGUCACCACCACCGCUACUACCACCACACCCGGUUACUGCCAUUACCACUGCCACCACCACUACUGCCACCAUCAUCUCCACUACCACCCCAUCACCACCACUACCACCACGCCAUCACUACCAUCACCACCACCAUCACUACUAUCACCAUCAUCACCAUGACCACCCCCAUCACCAGUAUCACCAUCACCACCACCAUUGCACCUCUAUCGCCAGCAUCAUCACCACCAACACCAUUGCCACUGCCACCACCACCAUUACCAUCAUCACCACCACCACCACCACCACUACCACUAUCCACCCCAUCACCAUCACCAUCACCAUCAUCACCACCACUACCACCACCCUGUGACUAUCACCACCACCAUCACUACUACCACCAUCACCAUGACCACUCCCAUCACCAGUAUGCCACCAUUAUCACCACCACCAAUGUCACCAUCACCACCAUCAUCACCACCACUAACACCGUCGCCACUGCCACCGCCAUCACCACUAUCACCCCUAUCACCAUCACUACCGUCAUUACCAGGCCCAUAGCUACAAAUGCUACUGCCAUCACCAUCAUUAUCACCACCACCACCAUCACCACCAUCCCCCCUUUCACCCUCACCACCACCAUCACCAUCACUCUCACCACCAUCACCGUCGCUGUUGUUGAGGAAGUCUGCCUGGAGCUAUGCUAGAACCCUAUGGCAGCAGUCCUGGGAUACCACAGGCACCACAGCCUCUGAUUUGAGGCCCGAACCGACAGUCCAUCUAGCUUUUGGGAGCUGGGCCUGGGGCAUUUGGUGUCUGAACGUCAGGUCUUCAUAGGAUGUUUGAGGAGGUGACUUUGCCCACAAGAAGGCAGUUUUGAGCCUGUCUCUACCUUCAUGGGCUGUGACCACACACCGUGUGUUGUUGCAACUAAGUUUGGGAGAAAUGUCUACUCAGAAAUGAAGACUCAUUAGGGUAAGAGGUCAGGAGGUUGUCAGGACCCAGUAUGACUCAUGUGAGCAUAGAAAAAUGAAGAUAUUUUCUAAAUGACUUGGUAGAGCAUGACAGGAAAUGCAGACGGAGCCUCAGCAUGGCAUCACGGAACCCCAAGCCGGAAGAUGGAGCCUCAGCAUGGCGACACGGGAACCCCAAACCGGAAGACGGUGCCUCAGCAUGGCGACACAGAACCCCAAGCCGGAAGACGGUGCCUCAGCAUGGAGUCACGGAACCCCAAACCAGCUCCUCCCUGGGUUUCUCAUCAAUAAAUCAGUCAAUAUUUCCACAUUGUAAAAUUAUUUCCAAAAGAUCUACCUUCCUUGUGGGCUCCACGAGGUGCACCCUGUAAAUAAGCCUGGGGCUCCACAGACUGGGCCGUCUUGCUGAUCUUUCAGACUUGUCUUGCAAUGAAUACGAACUGAUUUUCAUGUCUUUACUUUCUGUGUCUAUUAAAGCUGAAUUUACUAUGCAAUCUUUAUAUUAAUAAACACCAUGACUUGAUAUUUAAAAGAAUUAGAGAUGGUCAUGAACUGGGGUUGGCAAACUUUCUCUGUAAAGGACCAGUUGAUAAAUACCUUGGCUUUGAAAGCCACAUGUAGCAACUGUUUUCUGCUCCUCCCUCCUCCUCUUAUUACUGCCCCCACUCCUCCCCCUCUUCUCCUCCUUUCUUCUCCCUUCCCCACUUCUUCUCCUUCUCUUUCUCCUUUUUCCUACAACCCUUUAAAAAUAUAAAAACCAUUCUUAGCUCAUAGGCCCGUGAGACAGGUCUCAAUCAAUUUAGAAAGUUAAUUUUGCCAAGGUUAAGGACACACCGGUGACACGGCCUCCGCAAGUCCUGAGACAUGUGCCUGAGGUGGUCCCGUGUACAGUUUGCUUUUAUACAUUUUAGGGAGAUAUGAGACGUCAAUCAGUAUGUGUGAGAUGUGCUUUGGUUUGGUCCAGUAAGGUGGGACAACUGGAAGUGGGGCUUCCAGGUUAGAAGUAGGUAAGAGACAAAAGGUUGCAUUCUCUUGAGUCCUUGACCAGCCUUCCACAGAAUACACUAUUGAGCCUGGCUCAGUGAAUCUGCAUUUUUACAUAAACAGUAGGGGAGCGGGAGCAACGAGAUAUGCGUUUGUCUGAGGGGAGCCUCCGAGGGACGAGGGACUCUGAACAGAGUGGGAGGCAGGUGUGCCCUGAGCAGUUCCCAGCUUGAUUUUGCCAUUUAGCCUAGUAGUUUUAGAGUCCCAAGGUUUAUUUUGCUUUCACAGGCCUUAAAUGAAAAGACAGGUGGGGCAGGUCCAAGGCUGCAGUUUGCUGGCCCCUGGUCAAAGAGUGUCUAUGAGGAAGUCCCUAGCUGUGGAAGUGCUGCUAAGCCCUAUAUGCUAAUCAGCUAGGUGUCAGCUUAAAGUGCAUUUUCACACAGCACAAUUCAUCUUUAGCAAAUUCCAAGAAAAUCAAUGGCCAGAACUGGCCUUCUCUUGGCUGUAGUGAUCUGUCUGCAUCAGAUCGGAUUUCCUGCGAAGAACAACUAGCAGUGUUGGAUAAAAUAUAUGGAACAUCAGCUUUGGGAGCUGUGGAGGCAGCUGGGAUUUGAGAGGCCAGGAUCCUGUUAAUGAGCCUGAUUCGGUCAUUGCACCGUGUAUAUGUGUAUUGAAAUAUCACGUUGCACCCCACACAUAUGUACAAUUAUUUGUCAAUUAAAAAUAAAAUAAAACUUUUUGUUUGUUUUGGGUUUUUUUGAGAUGGAGUCUUGCUCUGUUGUCCAGGCUGGAGUGCAGUUGCACAAUCUCGGCUCACUGCAACUUUGCCUCCUGGCUUCAAGCAAUUCUCCUGUCUCAGCCUCCCAAGUAGCUGGGACUACAGGCACCUGCCACCACACCCGGCUAAUUUUUUGUAUUUUUAGUAGAGACAGGGUUUCACCAUAUUGGUCAGGCUGGUCUUAAACUCCUGACCUCAGGUGAUCUGCCUGCCUCAGCCUCUCAAAGUGCUGGGAUUACUGGCGUGAGCCACCGUGCCCAGCCAAUAAAACUUUUAAGAAAGACCCAUUGGAGGGCACUGUUGGGGAGCUGAUCCCUCUGGGCUGCCUGUCUCCUGGGGACAUUUGUGAUUCCUGUCCAAAGAGGCUAGAAAUUAGGUAAGGGUUGUGGAGAAGAGGCAGUGAAUCCCGCAGAGCACUUGGCUACCUCACAGGUUGAGCGACACGCAAAUUGAUGUUUGGGUUGCAAAGGUUACCAGGUCUUGAGGAGACUGGAUCCCAGAGAGAAACGCACAGAGGCAAUCAGCACCUGUGGCUUUCACCUUUGACACACUGGCCAAAUUCUUGAGUUGAGGAAGAUGCUGAUCAGAAAGCUAUGGAAAAGCAGGGAAGAAUUUUUGGCAGUCUUAUAAUGCUGAAGAGACACAACUGGAAUUCAGGAACUUCUAAGAAAGAGGGGCCAUAGCACACACCGAGCUCCCGGCCCCAGAUGAGUCAUGUCAUAAGUGUGAGGAUAAACCAUGAGUAGACUGAUCCUUCCAAGAAUGACAGGUCUGAACUGUUGGCUCAGGCCUCACUUGAGUUAAGGGGAUCUACCCUCCAUAUGGCUGUCUAGUGAGGAGGAAGGUAAGAAGAUAGAAUCACCCAAAGUCUCUGCAGUUUCAUAUGUAAUGUCUGAAUUUCAGUUGUCAAGAAGCAAGACCAAGACACAAAAACAGAUGAUAAUGUUAUACCCACAGAUAGUUAUUAUACUUGUCACAGUCAAAUUUUAAAAGAACUCUGAUUGAUAUGUUAAGAAAAUAAGGGGUACGUGGACAAUUUCACCAGAAAAAUUGAUUCUAUGAACAAAGUAACCAAAUGGAAAUUGUAGACCUGAAAUUAAGAACUCAAUAGAUGGGUAUCACAAAAGAUUGGGUGUGAAGGAAGAGUGGAUGACUGAGCUGGAUGAAGGUCCAUGGGAAAUAACCAGGCAGAGUAACAGAUCAGAACUGAGAAACAGUAUAGGAGAGAGCGUAUGAGGCAUGUGAGAUCUGUUGGAAAGGUCUAUACAUGUAAGUGGAGUCCCAGAAUAGGAGAAAGAAAAGAAAGAAGCAAUAUUCGAGGCAAUGAUAGAUAGCUAAGGUGUCUUUUCAAACCUGAAGAAAGACACCAAACCCUGGCUUUUAAAAGAUCUAUUAUGUAGCUAUUUUAAAGAUAAAUAACAGUUUAAUACUGGCAGUUUUGUAUAGUUAGUUCAGCCUCACAAAAUGAAUACAAAGAAAACUCUAUGUCUCAACAUCAUCCUAAAAUUAGCAAAAACCAAACUUUAAGAGAAAAUCUGGAAAGCAGGCAGAGAAAAAGCAUAUGACAUUCAUCUCUAUUGAUGAAUUGUUUCACCAGAAACCAUGGAGACCAGAAGGCAGUGUGGUGAACCUCCCAUGUGAGGGAGGAAAACACCCCAUCAACUCAAGUUCUUUCCUCACUGGAAAUGUUUCUCAGUAUAAAGAUGAAAUCAAGACAUGUCCAGACAAACAGAACUUGAGAGACUCCAUCAACAGAUGACUCUUAUGAAAAUACUUCGGGGACUUCUGGCAGAAGGAAAAUAAUCCCAUGUGGAAACAAGGAAAUAAGGAAGGCUGGGACAGCAGUGGGAGGUGUCAGUGGGUUGGUGAAUCAACAUAAAUAUUGACUGCACAGAAGGUAAAGUAGUCAGUGUUCUCAGGUUUUGGCAUUUUCCAGGAUGUGAUAAUGUGUGUUACAGUGUAAUAAGUCGGGGAUCCGUGUUCUUUUUUGUGGAAAGAAUCUGUAACAUGUGAUCUACCCUCUUAACAUUUUAAGGGCAUAGCACAGUAUUGUUGACCAUAGCUGUGAUGUCGUACCGCAGAUCUCUACCCCUCGUUCAUCCUGCAGAACUAAAACUUCAUACCCAUUGAUUAGCAACUCCCCACCCUUGCCGCCACCCAGUCCCUGGAAACCAUCAUCCUCUCUCUGUUUCUGUGAAUUGACUAUUUUAGAAGCCUUGUCUAAGUGCAGUCAUGCGGUGUUUUCUUUUCUGUGCCUGGAUUAUUUCACACAGCUCAUGUCUUCCAGGUUCAUCUAUGGUGUCACUUACGGCAGGAUUUUCUUUUUUAAGGCUGAGUAAUGUUUCACUGCAUAGAUACACCGCAUUUUCAAAACCUGUCUGUCUGUUGAUGGACAUUUGGGUUGUUUCCACUUCUCGGAUAUUGCAAAUGAUGCCACAGUGAGUGUGGGAAUGCAAGUAUCUCUUUGGAGAUCUUGAUUUUGACUCUUUUGGGUAAAAGCCCAGCUGUGGGAUUGCUGGAUCAAAUCGUAGUUCCAUUUUUAAUUUUUUUGAGGAAACUGUACUAUUUCCCACAGUACAUAGGUUCUUUCUGUAUCUCCACAGCAGCUUACAAUCUUCACCAAGACUCUUCUUUUUUUUUUUUUUGAUAAUAGCUAUCUGACAAGUGUGAUAUGAUAGCUCAUUGUAGUGUUGAUUUUGAUUUUGCUGAUGAUUAGUGAUGUGGAGCAUUUGUGUUGUAUAUCUGUAGUCCAUUUGUAUUUCUUCUUGUGAGAAAUGACUAUUCAGGUCCUUUUGCCCAUUAAACAAAAAAUCAGGAUAUUUUGUUUUUGGUUAUUGGAUAUUAACUUUAAAAAAAGUUAUAUGAUAUACAAGUCUUCUGUUCUGUAGACUGCCUUUUCACUCUGUGGAUUGUUUCUUUUGCUGUGCAGAAACUUUAGUUUGAUAUAGUCUUACUUGUCUAUUUCUGCUUUUGUUGCCUGAGUUUUUGGUGUCAGAUCCGAAAAAUAAUUGCCAAGACCAAUGUCAUGAAGGUUUUUUUCUAUGUUUUCUUCUAGGAGGUUUACCAUUUCAGGAGUUACAUUUAAGGCAGCAAUCCAUUUUUAGUUGAUGUGUGUGUGUGUGUGUGUGUGGUAUAAGAUGAUAGUAGAGUUUUGUUCUUUGCAUGUGGAUAUCCAGUCUUUCUGACACCAUUUGGGAUGCGCUUACGUGUGCUGCACCAUAAUAAGUCAAGGACCUUGUUGUUAUUUCUAGAAUAACCACAAAAACAAUAGCUAACAAGCUAAGAAAGGGAAUAAAAAUACUCAAUCCAAAAGAAAGCAAUAAAAAAGAGUAAAGGGGAAAAUAAAACAGAUAAGACAAAUAAAAAACGAAGAUAGAUAGUAGAUAUAAAUUCCAACAUAUUAGUAAUUUCAUUGCAAAUAAAUGAGAUAAACAUUCCAAUCAAAAAUUAAAGAUUGCCACUAAAAAUCAAAACCAUGCUGCUUACCAGGGACUACCUUCAAUGUUGCGAUAUAAAAGGUUGAAAGGCUGGAAGAGAAUACAAUGAAAACAUUAACCUAAAGAAAGCUGGUCUAUCUAAACUAAUACACAAAGUAGGUCUUAAGGCAGGAAGAGAAUACAGUGAAAACAUUACAUAAAGAAAGCCGGUCUAUCUAAACUAAUACACCAAGUAGGUCUUAAGGCAGGAAGAGAAUACAGUGAAAACAUUACCUGAAGAAAGCUGGUCUAUCUAAACUAAUACACAAAGUAGGUCUUAAGGCAGGAAGAGAAUACAAUGAAAACAUUACCUGAAGAAAGCCGGUCUAUCUAAACUAAUACACAAAGUAGGUCUUAAGGCAGGAAGAGAAUACAAUGAAAACAUUACCUAAAGAAAGCCGGUCUAUCUAAACUAAUACACAAAGUAGGUCUUAAGGCUGGAAGCAUUUUUUGAGAUAAAAAGGGUCAUAAAAAUAAGGACUAGUCUAUCAGGAACACAUGAUAAUUAUACAUUUGAUGCACCUGAUAUAAUUUUCAAAUAUAUAAAGCAAAUGUUUGAUAAGUAAAGGAAAGAAUAAUGCACAAUUUCAUAUGCAUUUUAUGCAUGUUUGCUUUUAUUAUUGGUAUGUUUGUUCUAUCAGGUAUUUAGAGAGAGACGCCAAAGAGGUCUGAAGAACGAGAUUAGCAAUCUUGGCCUCAGUGGCACACUGCACCUAUCAAAUAGAACCUGCAUUCUGAUCUAGUGCACAUGGCAUACAUACUGAAAAUGACCAUCUCAGAGUAUUUUUUUGGUGAAAGAAAUUAAGCUAAAAACAUUGGGAAAAAAACCCCUAGAAAUAUCUAAAUGUUUGGAAAUUAAGUAGUACUCUUCUAAAUACCCCAUGUGUCAAAGAAGAAAUGUUGACAGAAAUCUGAAGAUACUUUGAACUGAACUAAAAUAAAAAUACAAUGUUAAGCAAUUGUGGGAAUUUUGGGAUCAAGCUAAAGCUAUGGUCAGAAAUAAAUUAUAAUCUCAAAUGCUUUUAAUAGAAAAGAAGAAAGGGUGAAAAUACGUGUCUAAAGAAUUUAGAAAAAGAACAAAAUUGGCCGGGUGCAGUGGCUCACGCCUAUAAUCCCAGCACUUUGGGAGGCCGAAGCGGGUGGAUCAUGAGGUCAAGAGAUCGAGACAAUCCUGGUCAGCAAGGUGAAACACCGUCUCUACUAAAAAUACAAAAAUUAGCUGGGCAUGGUGGCGCGUGCCUGUAAUCCCAGGAGGCUGAGGCAGAAUUGCCUGAACCCAGGAGGCGGAGGUUGUGGUGAGCUGAGAUUGCGCCAUUGCACUCCAACCUGGGCAACAAGAGUGAAACUUCGUCUCAAAAAAAAAAAAAAGAAAAGGAAAAGAACAAAAUUGAAGUUAAAGACAUAUAAGAAUAUGAUAAAAAGAAGAGCAAAAAUAAUGUAAGAGAAAACAAAUGUACAAUAUAAAGAGAAUGAACAACACCAAUUGUUGAUUCUUUAAAAGAUUUGAAUAUAAAUUUCUGGCAAGCCUGAUCAAGAAAAACAGAAGGAAGGACCAACUCACCCAAGCCAGGAAUAAAAAGUGGACAUUGCUAUAGGUCCAUAUCACGAGCAACUUUUGCCUGUAAACUUCAAUAUAAAGUGGCAAAUGUAGCCUUGUAUUUUUUUUUACCCUGUGAUCGAAUAAUUUCACCCAUAGAUAUGCUUAUUCCCAACAGAAAUGCAGACUGAGGUUUGCAAAGGACACGUACAAGAAUGUGUCUAGCAGCUUGGUUUGUAUCUGUGGAAGCUGAACACAUUCGUCUUUUAUGGUCUGGUAAUUCCGCUCCUGUGAGUACAUACCCAAUAGGAAUGCAAACUUAAAUAUACAAAAAUGCCUAAGAAUGUUCCCAGCAGCUUGAUUUAUAACAGCUUACAACUGAAAUAACUUAUACGUCUAUCCACAGUAGAAUGUAUAAAUAACGGUGGGGUGUUUCAUACAAUUAAAUACUACAGAGCAGUAGAAAAGCACCAGCUACCGUGGCACAGAGCAGCACAGAUGACUCUCACAAAUGUGACGUUGUGCAAAGAAGCCAGACUCAAAAGAGCACAGAGUGUGAUUCCGUUGACCUGAAGCUUCAACAGGCAAAGCUCAUGUUCAGCCUGGGAUUUAGAAUGAUGUUGACUGAGAGGAUGGGUAGGGGCUUGUCGGUGACGAAUCUGUGUCUGGGUGGGUGUGUUUGUUUUGCAAAAAUUCAUAAGGUUGGGGGCUCUUCCCCCUUUCCUGUUUUCACUCCAGGUUAGUCACCAGGUGUUUCGUCUGUAGCAAGAGUGUAAGCAGGUCUAGUGAGGGUGAGGCUUGUCUUAAGCUCCGUUUUAUGGGACUUGCAUCUGUUCUGAGCUGGCCUUGCUUCCUGGAAAUCCCAGGCCAGGCUGCGUCUUCAGGCAUCAUCAAGUGUGUACUUCUCAUCGGUGCACUCUUUGGAAUGCACAAUAUUUCAAUGAAAAGUUUAUAAGGUGAUAUUUCUAAUAGCUGUUGUUCAUUUGCAUAAUAAUUUAAAUGUAUUCCAGGGGCUUUAACACAUUUUAUCUUUGCUGAUAGUCUCAGAAAACCUUUGCAGGAGGCUGCAGGCAUUUAAGUGAUGCUUGCCUUCCCUGGGAAAGGUGGGGCCUGGGCCAGAGCUUGCACCCUCCCCAUCCUCAACACCGUCCCAGGAUGACUCAGAGGUCAGCUUUUCAUGACCAAAACAUUUGAAACCUGCGUUUGAGCUCUGUCUGACAGGACUUUGUCAUUUGUAGUUAGCUCUAGCUUGAUAGGUUUGGAGGCUUGUUCAGGGAACAGGCCUGGGAUUCUGGAGUGCCCAGUGCUUUCGCCCUGGUUCAAGGCCCUCCCGCGCCCACCUCGCUGCUACUCAUGAGUCACUGUGUGUGGUUCCCCUGAGGAUAUGGGGAGCACCUGUGGCAUCUCCCUGACCAUGUCAUGUUUCUCUUCUCCCUCACACUUCAUUAAAGGUCCAGUGGGAACUCCGAGUCCUCCCCUCCCUGUCCUGAACAAGGCCUCCCGUGAGUUGGCCAGAAUAUGCCAUGGUCAUGGCUGCAGUGAUUGGCUCAGGAGGGGUCAUGUGACCAAAGUGGAUCCUGUUAGAGUGGACUAGACUCUGAGGAUGCUGGACAAGACUCUGCAUUUCUGCUCAGGUGGGCAGGACAGCAGGUAGACUUGUCACUGCUGGCACUUGAGGGCUGGUAUUGAUGUCCAGCAGGCAGGUCAGAGAGAGGGACGAGCCGGUCCUGGGUAACAUGGUGGAGCACUCGGACACAGCUUCUCAAGCACCAGCCUGUCUGUCAGGUUUGUGGCUGUGAUCCAGUGUGAGCCUGGUGUGUGCUCAGUGUAUGUCCACUGUGAGCCAGUGUGUGCCCAGUGUGAGCCCAGAAUAAGCCAUUGUGUGUCCAAUGUGUGCCUGGUAUAAGCCAGAGUGUGCUCAGUGUGUGCCUGGUAUAAGCCAGUGUGUGCCCAGUGUGAGCUGAUGUGUGCCCAGUUUGUGCCCAGUGUGAGUUGUGUGCCCAGUGUGUGCCCAGUGUGUUAGUGUGUGCCCAGUGUGAGUUGAUAUGUGUCUAGUGUGUGCCCAGUGAGUUGAUGUGUCCCUAGUGUGUGCCCAGUGAGUCAGUGUGUGCCCAGUGUGUGCCUAGUGUGUGCCGAUGUGUGCCUAGUGUGUGCCCCGUAUGUAUCCACCGUGUGCUCAGUGUGUAUCCAGUGUGUGCCCGGUGUGAGCCCAGUGUGAGUGAGUGAGUACCCAGUGUUCAAGCUGGCCGAGUGUUCAAGCUGGCUCUGAUCUGUCACUGAAAACAUUCUCACUGAGACAAAGACAAGAAUUUGGUUCUGAUUUGCUUGAAAUCACAGUGACGAAUUUGAACUUGUUUUCCUCAGUCCAAGCUCUUUGCAUUUGCCAUGUUCUGGGGUCUUGGGUGGUCCUCGUUAGCCAGCUCCCCAAGGGCGACUUCACCCCUUCGGUCUGAUUGGAGUCAAACAUGUCUGCUCUGGUUCCACGGCCAGACACAGCCAGGGUCAGAUGGCCACUGCCUGGGGGUCUCCGUGCAGGGACCUUUCUGAGAGUAUGGGGGCUCCUCCCCGGUUCUCCUGCUUUCACUGCAGGGCAGUCACCAGGUGCUUCUUUCAUAGUGGGAGUGUGAGCUGGGUUCCGUGCUCUCAUGGAAGCUGGCCUUGUUUCCUGGAAAUCCCAGGGCAGGCUGCAGCUUCCUGAAGGGACACAACAUCGGUCCCCCAAGGGGUGAGUGGGCCUUAGGGCUUCAUUGAUCCCGCAGCCCUGCCAUAUCUCUUGUGGUAGCAACACCACCAAACGGUUCCCUGUCCAUUAGGACAAGAAGCAUGCAUGCCCAUGCAGUGAUCUUGGCUCUUGGAGUGGGAGUCCACCAGAGCCAGGGCCGCACUGAGCCCUGUGAGGCCCCGCAAGCCACUGAGACCUUCUGGAAACAUGCCUGGGGCCACACACCCUGAAGCAUUUCCAUGAAGGUGAUGGGGCGGUUUUCACCUUCACCAGAGACCUCCACGUGUGGCACUGACUUCCGGGUCUGAGAGGCCCUUCUGCCUGUGAGGCCUGCAGGCUGCUCUCCCUCAUCCCAUCCCAUGCAAGCUUGCUGCAUUCUUUAGCCCUCUUUCAAUUCAGGUGGAUUCUCCUGCUCCUUGGAAUACUUACAAAGCAUUGUUGUUUAAGAAAUCUUCUGGUCCCAGGAGUGUGGCUAGGCUGUGUGGUCUCCACGCCAGUUGGUUGGGUUUGGGGAAUCUCACAUGUCUUUGGGCUUCAUAUUCACCCCCUUGCACAUCUUGCUUUUAAAUGAUCACUUUUGUUUGGCGAUUUGGACUUGACAUUUCAGACCCCAUUAGCUGAUUAUCAAUGGCAUAGUAUGGAAACCCACUCCUGCAUCCAAUUGAAUUCAGAUUGCAUUUAAUAAAAAAGCUGUGAAUUAGUGAAAAACCAGAAACUUGAGUUGAGCCCAUCUUCCUGAACGUUUGCCUGCUGGCGGUCUGGAGCUGAGUUCUUUCCUUUUGGACAGGGCUCUGCUGUUGGGAUGUCCAUGUGCUUGAGCGGAGGGUGGCAGGAGGGACGUGCGACCAGGCCAGGCUCUCCUGGGCUGGGAAUGAGGGAGAUGGCACAUCACCAGCGGGUCUAAGGGUGUGUGGAAGCCGCAGUGGGGACCCAGCAUUGGGCUGACGGUCAGUGGGAAGGAGGCAGAGAUGGUGGCGGAGUGGGUGGUGCAGAGAGCACCUGGUGGCAGGAAGGUCCUGGAGAAGGGAUGCUGAGCUUUGGGCUGUGGGAGGAGCAGCUGCUAAGGGCCAGCACCGAAAGCCUAGCAGGACCUCCUCAAGGCUUCCAUCGUUCCGGCUGUGGAUCUGCUGGAACGUGCUUCAGUUCUGAUUGAACGUGUUCUUCCCUGGAGAUGCAGGGCAGCUCCUGCUGCAGAGCAGGGUCUCAGAUGCUGCCUCACCAUGCCCUUGGCUUCAGGAAAGCCCCUUGGCUGGGCAAGUGCUGUGGAGGCAGGAACACUCUGCGCUGCCCCGGUGUGGGUACAGUACGUCUGAAACACAUUGGUUGGAUCAGGAAGCAUGUUCUUAGUACAGAGCAGUUAGAUGAGAAUAUUGUAUCUUAGCAAGCCAGACAGCCAGUGCGAGGAGUCUGAAGCCUUGGUCUCAGUUCAGGCUUGGCCACCAACUCGCCAUGUGCCCACAGGUUGAUUUGGCUGGGUCAGUUAGAAUUUGCAAAUCCUCCUGCACCCUGUUUUUUUUGCAGUAAGGGUAUCCUGGCACUGGGGUACAGUUGGCAUGCCCUCAGGAUGCUCUGCAUGAGGGGAAGCUGCUUUUAUAACUUCCACUGCCAUGAAAAAACUCUGUCUUUAUUGGAAAAGAUGUGAAAGAAGUGAGUAAUGACACGAAGACAUAGUGACUGAAUUCCCCAUCAGAAUCAGGAAGGAACUCUGCCUCUGAACUGUAGCUGUCUCCCAUUAGGUCACUGCCUGGCCCCCUUCGAGCACUGACUGAAAGUGACCUGACUGUGAGACAGAGGCCUGGUCGGGUGACGACGACUCUGUGACGAAUACCAUUUGGCUACUAGAAUUAUGCUUCUUAUGUUUCUUAAGAACAUAAGAAAAUCCUGGUGGAAUAAUGUGUGCCAAUUAUUAUAAAGCGUGCCAAUGCUGUGACCUCAAUGAUGGAGAUACCAUAAGUAACAUAAUAAAUAGACCAAUAUCAGUACCAAUGCUGUGACCUCAACGAUGGAGAUACCAUAAGUAACAUAAUAAAUAGACCAAUAUCAGUACCAAUGCUGUGAUCUCAACUAUGGAGAGAAACAGACGUUGCUAGCAGCCAUUUCCUCAGAUUGGUGGGCUACAGAUAAUGUUAGUUUUCUCCUGUGCAGUUUCUGUCCAGGGGCACACGUGGUUUAAAAGAAUGACCCAGUGGCUUUCCCCAAAGGCUUUUCUGAGGGUCUCACUGCUGCCCUCGUCUUCGCAGCCCCCUUGCCUGGAUGCGCUGGGAGCCGUGUCCGACAUCGCUGUGUGGUGUUAGAUGAGAUAAUAUUCUCAUCUAAGUCAUCUCACCACCUCAUGUUUUCUUAUUGUUAAAAGUGAAUGUUUUUCCAUUUCAGGAUGAAAGAAAGUGCUCCAGCUCCCCUGCCCUCUUGUAGGAGUGAGUUUCAUUUGUGGCCCUAGUUUGGAGUUGCUCAGACUGGCUUGUUGGCUUUCAUCGCUCUCUUUUAACA
Messenger RNA from Callithrix jacchus (white-tufted-ear marmoset), 62736 nucleotides. The record is from RefSeq and is a predicted model, not a curated record. NCBI's taxonomy places the organism in Eukaryota, Metazoa, Chordata, Mammalia, Primates, Cebidae.